UUACAGCAGUUCUUCUCUUGGGUUGUGACUGUUCAAGGUCCUUUCACACCGGGACCAUUUUUGUCGUGCGAUUAUUUCAGACGUCAAUAUGUUUCUUUGAACACGUAUCCUGUCAAUUCAAGCAUUCACAUCAGCGACGUUUUCCCAUCCUGCGAUAUUGCGGCAUUUAUUUUUUCGGCUCACUGUUGUUUUUUUAAAGUUUCGCAUACUGUGUGUCUUCACUUCUGACCAAUCUGAUUGCGUGUUGUUGCGACGUCAGAUUCACCGGUAUAUCCAACAUGGCCGACCGGCUGAUUGUUUACGUGUCAGAGAACAGAGUGCUUUUUGAUAAAAGACACAAAUAUUACAAAGAUAACGACCUGAAGGACAGUUCGCUAAACGUCUUUGUUUGAACUUUCAUCUGUGCAAACAUAUGCUAACGGUUGUUACCAUAGUUUCAUGGGCUUAUCUUAUCGCCUCUGAUUGGCUAUAAGUGCUGACCGUUUUGCUUGAGCAUGUAAUGAUGUUUCCAGUUUUUCAAGUCAAUCAGACGUGAAGGAGGUGGGACUUUCUGGGGCAAAAGUCUUCCCCAGGAUGCGUCUUUUUUCCCCCCGGAAAGUCACAAAAUCGCAUCGGGCUUGAUGUGUAUAGUCAGGCGCGUCAAAAUUUGCCUCCGAAUAUUUCGUGAUUUCACGUUCUAUAUUUGCGGUGGCCCUGGUGUGUAAGAAUCUUAUCUCUGUUUAAAUUUGUUCUGCAUGCUUAGUAAUUUUUUUAGUUUAAGGUAAUUUUGCUAAAGAAAUGUAAAAUCAAGGGAAAAUAAUCUUUUUUAGGCAAGAUCAGCAGGUCUUCGUCUGGAAAAAUAUAACCCUCAAAAGAUGAGUCUUGUUAGUUUCUGCUUUGCCAUUUUUGUUGAUAAAGUUUAUAUCAGAAGCCCCGCCCCUUCUUGAUUUUGAUUGGUCAGUUAGGGAGAAGAGAUAUUGAUGAGUACAGCAGUGAGAGAAACAGUUUAUGCCACAAGUGUUCUUGCAUUUACAACUCUGAGCUCCGAACAAAAAAAGCUGCACUGGUUUGUUUAGAAAAUACACAUGCCUGGUGAAAAAAAAAAAAAAAAAAAAAAUGCUGUCAGUGGAAACAGGCCCUAAAAUGUAAGAUUUGAUAUGUACCUUCCUUCCGAGCAGCUGUGAGAGACGUUUCUCUGUCUUCAAGUCCACCACAAUCUCCCACUCCAUCUGAUCGACACAGAACUUCCUCGCUGAGCUCCAGGCCUGCACACAGAGACCAGGACUGAUCAACAGGGACAGGUAACGUUUUAUUUUACAGACCUGUAUCUUACUAUCAGUGUCAGAGUGGCUGACUGUGAACUCAUCCUCUGUAUAGCUCAGUUUCAAGCUUGGUAUAGCUAAGUUUGUACACCUCUUUAACUUUUUGUAAGCUGUUCUAAAACACCUAGAGCAAAAUCCUUUUAUCACUUAUCUAUUACUUCAUUUAGUUUUACUUUUAUGAUGUGUGAAUCAGUCAGUUUGUUGUGUUUACCUGUUCAGCCAAGUGUAGCUCUCUUGCCUGCAUUCUUUUUGCCAUUUCUUGGGACCUGCGAUGAGAAAAAGAAAUUCUUGUGAUUUAUUGUCUCAUUUAUGCAUUUAUUAAGUGUGAUCUUUUCCCUCAGUAUCAAACUCACUCAUCGAUGAAGCUCCUUCCUCUCAGCACCCUCUGCUUCAUGUCUUCAAUACUCAAACAAUCAGGAACUUUAUCCUCUAGCUUCAAGAGGACAAACUGCCUCAGGAGCAUUUUCUGCAGGGCACAUUCAGAUUAAAGUGUGAAUAAUAUUUUUGUACACGUAUGUGCAUUUAUAAGAAUGCCCACAGUGACAGACUGACCUCUGCUCUGUAGCAAUGCUGCUCUCUCUCAGAGAAAGUCGGUGGUCUCAUAUGUGAAAACUGGUCAAGCAUUAAGCCAGAGUUCAUGUUGAACUAAGAUGAAACUCCUGAAGAAUGACAGGAACCAAGCAUUAACAUCAACUUGAUCCAAAAACAGACUUUCAACAAUCACCAGCGCUCUACCGUACUACAUAUUUUGUCCACAAGGGGGCAUCAAAAUCCACACAAACUAAAAUAUUCUACUUGUCGCUUUAAAUUGACUUGCUGAAACAGUAAUGAUGACAUUGUUACGUACCUGAAGUAAAAAGAGAAAGUUGGAGGAGUUGCCAAUAAAAAAGAAGUGCAGUCAAACGGUUGGAAAGCUGACUUUUUAAGGAAGAACAGAGGAAGAAACUCUGGAGCUCCUCAGGGUGGCAGUUGGUGUGUGAAUGAAUAAGAGAGCUUCAUCUGCAUUACUUGGAUAAGUCUCCAUGGAGACCAAACAAAAACAAGACAAUAAAACAAAACAAAAAUUAGUUAGGACAAAUAAAAAUGGUUAAGACUUAACACUGUGUUUCUGUGUCAUGUAAACCAAAGAAUUAGCAUUAAAGUUGGAAAUAAAUGAGAAUUUUGUUGCUAGGAAACACGGAUGCCAAGUGAUUGUUUACUUCACUUUCUCCGUGAAAUGCUGAAAUUAAACCAUUUUAUGUGCCGAGGAACAAAAGACAAGCUCAUAAAGUUAAUGACCUAGACAAACCCUUACUACAGCUCCUUUAGAUCCCUUGAAACUAUGCUGUCCAAGCUGUCAACUGAGCUGGUUAACAUGACACUGGUUUAUCCCAAGGUUUCUGCCUUUCUCCUCACUCCUGCUGCUAAACCUGCAUACAUAGUAGGUUAGUAUUGCGUCUAAACUAUAACAAAGAAUUUGGUCCUGACCUUUAAAAGCAUCUUGAGGUAAAUUUAGACAAUAGAGAUUGGAGUUAUGUUUUACAUGAACAUAUUAACCAAAAAAAGAUUUUUUUCUCAAAGCUUAAGCAGAGAAAAAAGCCUAAUGUUGUGAUGCUACUGGUUGUAACGUCAACAUCAAAAUGAGCUGGGUUCAUUUCAGUAGGUGAGCAUUAAGAUUUUUUUAUUGCUUGACUGUAGAGCAGAGAAAAAGGAAGUAGAACUGUAGGCUUCUGUUUCUGUGCAGGCUGUUAUCGUCUCUGUAAACAUCAGUAAACUGUGAUGUUUGGUAACUGAGCUUUAGAGAAAUGAGGAACUAUCAAAGUGAGGAAGGUUACAUAAUAUGAUCGUGUUAAAAUAUGAGGCUAUUUUGAGGCUCAAAGAUAUUUGUUUAAAACUGAUUUCAAUUUGAACUUUCACUAAAUAAAGCAGCCUUAAAUGUAAUUGUGAUUGUUGCCUUCAAUCUUCAUUCCCACCGCUGAAGUCCUACUACAAUGUGAAGAACAACGGACCCAAUGUGGAAACAGAUCAAAGAAAAAAAAAUGCACAAAGUUAAAGAAAUAAAAACAAAGUAAGAUACAGUAAAACAGGGUUAAAGUUUUAAAAACGAAAAAAUGAGUAGACAUAGUCUUUUUAAAGAGCGCUUCAACGAGCAAGAAGUGAAGCGCUGAAGCGGAGCUGUGUAUUGCCACAAGUUUCUGUGACAAUAGACAAUGUUUCCGGUCAAGUUUUUCAAAAUAAGAGUUCAAGCAUUAAAAUAUGAGAAAAGGAAAGAAAGAGAAAAUUUUGAGGUUAGCUGAUUAUACUUUACUAUUGUCAGAAAUUUGGAAGAAAAUUGUAUUCACAAUAUUUGGGCUAUGAUAAAAUGGCUAUACCUAUCAGACGAUUAAUUUGCUCAGUGAAAAUGUUGGAUUGAUGUCAUGAUGGUCUCAAUAAAUACCUUAAGUAGGGUGACCAUAUUCUGAAUCCCCAAAAAGAGGACACAGGGCUGAGUUGUGCGCACACAUGCAACAUUUUGAGUGUUUUUACACACUUCUAACUCAGUUAAACGCAUAAUCUGAAUCCCCAAAAUGACACUUAAGCAGGCCUCCUUGAAAAAAAACGGUGACGUUAUCUCAUCUUUUUAUUUUUUUGCAAAACAUUGGACAUUUGAAGGAUUAUUUUAAUUCUCCCCAGACAGGCUGGACAGCCCCCCAAAAGAGGACAUGUCCAAGUAAAAGAAGGUGUAUAGUCAUCCUAUCUUAAGUCUUCUUUGUAAGCACAGUGUGGGAAUUACUUUAUUAUUUAUUGUCCCAUUUAAAGCAAAAGAGACAAAAGAAGGGCAAAACUUUGAUAGCAUUUUCCCAGGAUCGAAAGUUGUGACCAUGGCAAUGAAAGCUAUUUCCUUAUCAAGCUUUAUGCCAAACUGAAAGACAACCUGAGGAGUUAUUGCUUAGUUUUCAAGUUAGAACCUUUAUGCCUCUUUAUGCCUCCAGUUUAAAAAUGAAAUAAAGAUAUAUUUCAAGACACUAACUGGAAUAAUCAAUAAAAAAGUGAUUUUAACUAUGACUUUUUACAAAGCCUUGAGGUCCUCUCUAUCUGAACUGAAUGUAUGAUCCUAAUGUCAUAAUUUUUAUUAUAACAUGUAUUUUUGUAUGCCGGACUAUGAUUUUUUUGUUUUUUCUUUUCUUUUCAUUUUUUUCCCCCUGCAAAGUCUUGAUUUCUCUUAAACGAAUGUAGCUAUCUCAUUUCAAUAAUGUGUAUUGUCAUUGUCAUUGCUGACGAAUUGAAAUAAAGGUUUGGAAAAACAAAAAAAAAUCAGAAUUGCGAUAAUGUUCUGUAAUGUUCUGUUCGAUGUACUCGAUUUGAGCGUGUGAUGACGUUUUAUAGCAAUCAGAGGCAAGGGAGAUGGGACCCUCCCCUACCAUCCUAUGAAAAAGAAUCCUGACCGGAGCGUUAUCACAGCGACUCUCGUUGACUCUCCCGCCGAAUGCGUACAAUGCUACUGCGCAAGUGGUGGAGUGCGUACAACGCUACUGCGCAAUGUUGGCCCCAGGAAAUGGAAAAAAACGUGAAUUACUGAGAGCUUUUUGGCUUCAAAUCAGUUUACUGGUGGAAGGCAGAACCAAGUUGUCCAUAGUAUAUGAAGUUUAUGGCUGUGUCCCAAAUGGAUCCCUAACCCCUAUAUAGGUGACUAUAUGGGGGUUAGCGCCAUUUUAAAGGGGUGUCCGAAACCUGAGUGAUCAAUUCUAAUGCCCCAUAUAGGCAACUCAAAAUGCCAAUAGAGCAUUGCAAAAUGUAGUGACCAUCCGAUGGUCACUCACUGGUGACCAUCCCGUCAUGCCAUGUAGUGUUCGAAACCUCCAGGGAUUGAGCUCACUACAUAGUCAGCUACAUAGUGAAAUCCCAUAAGGGGUUUAGGAGUUAGGGAUUUAGUGAUUAAUUUCGGACACAGCUUAUAUUUCAGUAUCAAUGUGCUUCAGUGGCGGCUGCUGGUCUUCCAAGGAGGGGAAGCUCAUUUUUCUGGCCUACAUCAUAAUUGUAUUUGUUUAUUAGUAUGUAACAGAACAGAGUCGCCAAACACAACGGCAGUCAUUUUUAACAAAGACAAGAGUCGCUGAGGAUCGGUAAGGUCUCCGGAGCAGUUAAGAACAACGGAAUGAAUAACUCGGAAAAUGCUCUGGUAGAUGUUUUAUUCUUCAAGAUCGCUGAUUCGCUUGUUUAGCUGUCAAUCAAAAAAGGAUUUCGCCUCAGACAGCUCAUCCAAUCAUGGAUGCAGAAGCUUGGAGUCCGGGAGAAAGUCGGGACCGCCCUCUCGCCAUAGAACUCCAGUGAAGCUGGGCUUCCGAUGGGCGGGACAAAGCCCAGCAUUUAUCCAAUGAGCGUCUAGUUUCGCUGCUGGAACAACCCACUUUAAGCUUCCACAUUGAAGUCAGCAGAAGCCCAGCGUCCGGCUGUUUAAAGCGCUGAGGCGCUGCGAGGAUGAAUGAGAACGAAGUUAUGCCGGUUACCUGUGAUCAUCAGCUUCUUAUCACAGUGUCUGAACAAAAGAUGAAGGCUUUCUAGUGCGUAUUUAGUUAAUGAAAUGUACACACAGCAGUACGUAUUUCACCACUUUUUCUUUUUUUGGGGGGGUGACAUUUUAAGGGAAGCCGAGCUUCCCUUGCAGUCUUAGAGCAAUCGCCACUGAUGUGCUUUGACUGUUUUCCAUAGACUGCGUGUUAUUUUUCCAUAUAGUCUAAAAGUGAUAUUUUAUUUUGAAGUAAGCAGUAUUCCAUUUCCGGUUCCUCGCCCUCACUCUGUGUAACUUGACUCCUCUCUCGUAUCUUCAGACGGAGGAGAUUUUAAUCAGUCUAUGGUGAAACAGGAGGGCAGGAGGAGCAGAGCGGACAGCAGGAGGAGAACCUGUUCACCAACUUCAAACAACUUCGUUUCUCUGAGCAUCAGGAGACACGCACUCUCUGGAUUUUAACUCACACGUGUUUUUAAAAGUUUUGACUUUUCUUCACGAGGAGCGCUUUGGACUAUUUUCAUCUUUGCCAUCCUCAAAAAAAGUUGGGCUGGAGAUGUCCGGGUCUUUCUGCAAGAGUCUGUACUCGUUCAGCGGGGAGCAGCACCAGCAGGGUCUGAGCUUCCAGGCCGGGGAGGUCAUCAAGGUGGUCCAAGCUCUGCCCGGAGGCUGGUGGGAAGGCGAGAGGGACGGGGAGAGGGGCUGGUUCCCCUCCAGCUACGUCCAAGUUCUGGAGGUAAGGACACAGAAUCCAUCGUCUCAUUUUGUUUACAUGUCUAACCCUGAGUGGAUGUAACUUUUUAGUGCUUUUUAGUGCACCUUUGACUUUCUGUUGCGUAAAAAACUCCCAGAAACACACAUUCAGAGUGACCUGGGUGAAGACACCCACUGACACACACUCUCGUGGAUAAAGGCAGCAUUGACAGAUGCUCUAAUGAAUAGUUUUCCCGUGCUGUGGUGGUUAUCAGAUUAACUCUCACCCCUCUGCCUCACUGACCGGCUGCACACUUCCUCAUUCCACGCGCACAUUCCUGUCAUACUCUCAGGUCUCCUCUCUCUGUGCGCGUGAAUGCUCAGAGUAGCACGCUCUCCUCCCUGCACACCCAACACACCCCCUCCAUUCCCCUUUGCAGUCCUCCUUCUGCUGCUGUGACUAAAACACCCCACCACUUUCUGAACGUGUUUUUCUAGCUUAAAUGACUGAAUUUUGAAUGAGGUUUGGUUUGUGUCUAGCAAGGACUGUCUUUACCACUCAGCUCUGUCCUCACUAGGGCUGGGCGAUAUGGGAAAAAGUUAAUCACGACAUAUUUUUUUUUGGAUGUAUGUCAAGGUACAAAAAAAAUUAACAAUGCUUAUCAAGUGUAGUAGCGCCAACGUCAGCACGGGGGGCCUGGUGCGUGACAUGCCAGCGCGGCCAUUUUGACAGACAUAACAACACUAAGCGCAUUGGAGUGAAUGUAAUUAGGAUGACGUUUGGUUCUAAAAACCAACUAUUUAUUAGCUGACUACACAGUAAUGGAGAACGGAAUGGAGAGAGCAAAACUCUCCAUUCCGUUUAGCGGUGGUAGCAUCUCAAAAUCAUCUUCUGACCGUACAGUGUGUUCAUAUGGGUCGAGUCCAGCAAUGUCCGCAAUUUUGCUUAGGUUACGCUCUCUUCCUUCAUUGUUCAGUUUGUCCCUGUACGGUAUGUUGAGUCCAAGUUUUGCUCUCUCCAUCCCGUUCUCUGUUACUGUGUAGUCAGCUAAUAAAUAGUUGUUUUUUAAAACCUAAUGUCAUUCUAAUUUCCUUCAUUACAAUACGCUUAGUGUUGUUAUGUCUGUCAAAAUGGCUGCGCUUGCACGUCACACACCGAGCCCCCUGUGCUGAUGUCGGCGCUGCUACACUUUAUUGGUAGCAUGUCUUUUGCAAUACAAUAAGCUACUGCAUCCGUGAGGUCUUUGUGUCUCUUUGUUGUUUGUGUCUCUUUUGUCAAAAGGCGUUGCGCUAGAGAAAGCAAACUGAAUGGUCGGCUGUUUCAGCUGCACAGGUGCCAUGGGCUCCUUGCUCUGCUUGGGGUUUGUAACCCUUUGCAUUGCGCGUGCUCUGACGUAUGAUACUGCUUUUAGUUGGUGAAAAAGAUUUGAGGUAUUCCUCGACUUUGCAAGAACAUGUACUCGACAAAAUUUGCAGUGCACAUUACUCUCCUUCAUGUCUGACUUAAAAAAAAUAUAUGUUCACCACCGUGGUUUUCAUGUCAGUGUUGUCAACGAUGUCAUCAUCUUUUGAGCCUUCAUCUGCAUUUCUGUCAGGGGUAGCACUACUUUUCGUUUUUUUUCUCACCGACAGUGCUGUCAGCUUCAUGUGGUGAAGUGCUAUGGUUGCGUGUAACAGCAGCUUGCUACUACGCAGUUGUUUGCUACUUGGUUCUAAGUCAGCACGAUUGGUUCAGCGUGAAGCGGACCCAGAGCAACUUCCCUUUUCAUUGGUUAUUUGUAGUCUACCAAAACAUGGCAGAAUGCUGUCAAUUGAAAAACAUAUUGACCAUGUUUUUUAUUGAUAUCGUGGCAAAUUAGUUUUCGAUAGAUAUCGUUAUCAUUUUAUCGCCCAGCCCUAGUCCUCACUGCUGCUGUUUGUAUCAAGUCCAUAAUCUAAAUGUGAGGACGUAUUAAUUUGUCAGCAAAAAAGAACCUCCUGAGUCCAGUCUGGAUCUGAUAGGAUCACUAAAACCUGAAGCACAUCUCUUAUCUUCUUGCAGAGCAGUUUGAGGAAUGCAGUGGGCGGGUGGGGCGGCAGGGUGGUGCAGCUUGGAGGCUGUUUUUUAGUGGAAGAGCUGUCAGUUUCAGGGAGCAUGCAUCCUGCAGAGAAUUUUGAGGGACUUUGAAAGAAGCUGUAAUCUUGAACUGUAGCCUGUCUGCAGGGAGCCAGAUAAACUGUGCUUCUAUUUCAGAAAGCAGCUAUUUAUUCAAUAAUUUAUGUCUUUUUACCCACCUUGUUUCUGAACCUUUGUGCAGACAGUAAGCUAAGGUCCUGGGACUAAAAACUCUUCCAGAGGACAUAAAAGAAGCAGCCCUAAAACAUGCUUGUUAAUGAGAAUAUGACAAGGAGGACCAUGGUACACAUUCAGACAGCAAACAGUGGCGUGUGACAGCUUUGAAAUUAGUAAGGAGCCUCGCAUGUAGACACAGAGAAGGGGUGUGCAUGGACAAAACAUCCCCACUGUCCAACACAAUCAUAAAAGUGGCGGCAACCAGUCUCUUUAUGGGUUCAGAAACAGGGUUUGAAUCAGAAAUAAAUCUUUUUCCUCUCACCAGCUGCUCAGUGUGAGAUUUAAAAGAGAGAUUCAACAAAUGAAAUACCAGAAUAUGUGAAAAGGUAGACAAACUCAGUCUGUGUGCUCUGAGAAGUGGAGAAUAAAGGCUGAUUUGAUGGCUUAGAUUUUGCAUUCAACCGUGUUUAAAACAUGUUUUUAACCAUUAAAGUGUUAAAAGACUAGUCUGGAGUAGAUGCAGAGCGGUGUAUUGCAGUAUCAUCAACGUAAAAAUGUAUGUUCUCAGCAUUUCAAUGAAUAUUACUGAUAUGAAUAAAAAGUAGUGGUCCAAGGACUGACCCCUGAGGCACUCCUUUGAUUUUUUUCAAGUGAGAUUGAAGUGUAGCCCACUGCCUGUACUCACACUCACUGUGCUCUUCCUACAGGUAGUCAACAGUUUACUGCACUCAUUUAUCGUUCAGCUCAAGCCUUAUCACCAAUGGUAUUUCAGUCAUUUUUUACAGCUGUGGCACUUAUUUCAGAGCUUUCAAAGGCUUAUUAUUUUGUGCAAUUAAUGGCUGAAUUUCAGUAUUAUUCAGAGUUAAUCACAUUUUCUAUUGCAUGUUUAAUAAUUUAGUUUGCAUUUGAAAACAGAUUUUAGUUCAUAGUAAUUGUGUGAAGUCAUUCUACUUUUGAGGGUUUUUAGGCUCUUAAUUUGAGAGGAUGGGACAGUGAAGAGAGCUGGAUAUACACAGAGCAAACACUUAGACCUCACAGCCAAGUUCGUAUUUGCAGUCUGCUGCCAUAUUGAAAGUUGAAGAGGUCUUUGCAUCAGAGUACUGUGUCCUGGACUGCUCUGUUUUCAAAGUAUAAUGCUAUAUGCGUGUUGGUUACUGGUGCUGAACUCUACAGGUGAAAAGUGACACUCUAGAUGUACCUUCAUCUUCAUAUUUCGAAGUGAUGAACUGAUUCAAUAAGUUUUACAAGGUGUGAUCUACAGCCUUGUUAUCCAGGUAAUUUGAAAAGUUGUUGCAUCUGGGAUAACUGAGAAACUUGUCAAAGGUCAAGUAGGGCUGGGCGAUAAAUUAUUGUUCACGAUAUAUCGUCAGAAAAAUCCUCCAUGAUAAAUAUUUGCCAUCUCAUGAUAAAUACGAUAAAUGCAAGUUUACGGCCUGAUGUUUACAAGUUGUGCUCUUUUGCAGUAGAGAGUAGGACAUGGUCCCCAGAGACACUCUAGUUUCUCUCCCUUUCUUAGUUGUCAUUUACAGACCUUUUCAUUCAGUGCCUCCUGCAGGACAGGAGCAUCAGUGUUGCAGCAGCUUGAUUAGCAGGGUUUUCUUUUCUCUGUUUUGGCAUUGUGCAUUAUAUUUGCCUAUUAUUUAUUUAAAGGUUGAGGCGUUUCUUUCAGAUUUUGCCUGUGGUUGUUGAUUUGCAGAGUGUUUCUGUCUUUGCUUUUGUUUUGAACUUUUGUAGAUUUCUGAAUUGGCUUUGUGAAGCAUUUCUCUUCUUAAAAAAUCAUGUGGGCCAAUAUGGAACCAAUAUAAGGACAUCUAGUAUUCAUGUGACAUCAUGAAGUGGUAUUAUACUGUAGCUGUGAAGAGAAUCUGACAAUGUACACAAUCCUAAUUGAAGCUUUUCUAUUUAAGAGCCUGCCUUAAGCACAUACCCAGUUGGACCCUAACUGAACAUGUUGAUUGGAGGAAGCAGUUACAAGGGUGAAAAUUUAUACCCACUUUAUUAGAGAGAAGCAUCUUCAAUCAGAGUCAUUGAUGAUAAAAAUAUCUUUGUUUGCAGCCUUGAAGGACAGCACAAACAAAAGAUGACAGAGAACGUGUGUGUGUGCGUGCGUGUGCAUGUGCAUACGUGCGUGUGAGGGCGGGAGUUUUGUCUUCUUUGUAUAACCCUGUCAGUCCCUUAGCUGGUGCAUCACACUCUUUAUAAAACACUGAUGUUUAGAUAAAGGCUCAGCCCUGAAGCUAGGCUAAUUUAAGCUCCAAACAACAGUCUUAUCUGAUGCUGAUUCUCUUCAGUUUGUGGGUAAACUGUGUGUGUGUGUGUGUGUGUGUGUGUGUGUGUGUGUGUGUGUGUGUGUGUGUGUGUGUGUGUCUGUGGUCUGCCGCUCGUGUCGGAUGUUUGUGGUGUUGUGUGUUGAGAUUCUUACCACCAACCCUCCUUCCUGCCACUCAGCUCUGUUCUCUGCAGAGCGAAACCAACUAAAAAUAACCAGAAGAGAUGAGCAAAAUCAACCUGUGGGGAGAGGGGGAAGACUGGUUUAUUUCAUCUGGGCUUUACCUGCUAAAACACACAAACAGGGGGAAAGAUUCUCCUCCAUUAAUAUGUAAAUGAUGCGUUUCAGUUCCUCCAGUUUUACUCAGAUUAUUGUAAUGAUUGGUUUUUACCCUCACUAUUCAGACAGAAAACAAAGCUGACUUGUUUUCUUCGCCCUUUAACUUACAAAUGAAUUCAAUCUUUACUCAUUUGAGAGAACUCUGCAGAAAAAAAAAGCUUUUUAAUAACUGUGAUGCCAGCUUUUGGAGUGCAGUUCAUAGUGCCUCAUAUAUCCCAUAAAGCUUUAGAAGACUAUGGUAGUGUUGGAAGCUGUGCUCUUUGUUUUGUUUUCUGUAUUAAAGGUUUGUUGAAGGAUGUUACACACAUUGAUCAGAACAUGUUCUGAACCCAUGUCUGUUUUUUUUUUUUUGUUUUUUUUUCUUCAACCAUGAGCGAACAAAGUCUCUACUACAGCAGGAUUAAAGCUCUCAGCAGUCAGAGUCUCAUUUCGGAUCAGUAUAAACAAAAGAGAAUCAAAUUCUGGUUUGUGGACUUCUGCAGGUGUAUUUUUGACCUGGUGCUGACAAAGAUCCAAACAUUACUGAAUGUUUCAUCUGUUUGUCCUCUUUUAAAGAGUAAGGGAUACAUCAUCCUCCUAACUGGUGUGCGAUGCAAUCAUUAUAUCCCUGGUGCCAAAUACCUUUGUUUUAAUUUAAGAAUAUUACAGCUGUUGAGAUUUCAUCUUUCACUCUGUCUUUCUUUGUUUUUUUUUUUGUUCUUCUGUCAAGCAGAUACUGUAUCAUGUUACAACACUACAUCUGGUAUUAUCUGUAGGACAAUCAAUUGUUGUAUGGUAUUGUGGGUUACCCUGAGAUUAUCAUGUAUUCUGCUGUUUACCAUCCUGUUGAUUUGCCUUUUUACAAAUAACUUCACUGGUUGAUAAAAAACGAUAACAGGCUUUGUUUUUUCUGAUCAUUUGGAUGAAAGAUAUUGAAAAACUACUUGGUAUAUUCUGGACUACACAUAAUGAAACACUAGAUUUCCCCCUGGCUUUCCUUGAGUGUGUCAUCUGUGGGUCGUAGUGACGUGCUGUGGUCGGGUGGCAUAGUGAAAUGACUGAUGUUGAAACAGAAAACACUUCACUCUUUCCUCUUUCUGGUAGUUACUUUAGAAUCACUGUUUCUCGGUAUGGCAAUCUACAGGGUGCAGUGACUCGGUUUUCCUCUCUCUAAUAAAGGUGAACGAUCAUAGACCCGUGCUGCUGUUCCUCCAUCACCUCUCAGAGAUUUGUCCAGCUGGUACAGAGAACAAUGCAGCUCAGAUCUGCCUCUGUUGUCAUCCCCAGUGUUGUGUUUUGUUCUACAAAUGGCUUCUUUCUUCCACACAGUGUGAGUCAUUCAGGACCUGCUGCUGCCUGGUGCUUUACACACUUAUCAAGAACAAAGCUUUAUUCUCAGACACUAAUGGAUGAAUUUAUAGUCACAAAAUUCACAUGUAUGUUGCUCAGACUGAAGGAGAAAAAGUUUUAGUCUCCUAAAUUUAUCUGGUAAAAUAGGAAGUUUGUUGUGGUUGAUAUUAACUAAUGCAGGCACACACAGUUUGAUAUCAUCUGCCAAUUCUCCAACCUUAAAACACAUCUUCUAUGCAAUAGUUAAAUUUUCUCUUUGGCCCAGGAAGGAAUUUUGUGCGUUACGACCUUUUUUUAUAGUCUUACAUAAAAGUGGACUUAACCAAAAUAACAUCACCUAUCGGUUUGAUCCAGUGAUUUCUAUUUUUCAUAAUUUGCAGUGUUGCCAUCGCCAUCUUGGUUUUUGGAAGCCAGAAGUGACCAUUUAUAGAGAUGAGGGCCAAACAAAUGCUAAGUUAUCAAGUCUACGCAGUCUCAUAUCAGGUUAAUCCAUUAGCUGGUUAAUUAACCUGUAAAUUGAACCUUAAUUAGUUUCUUUUCCGUGUCGCAGCAGACUAGAGUUGUCUAUUUACUGCACUACAGAAGCUCACUUAAAUUGUUAUUACCAUUGAAACAGAUCAGUUUUACGAAAAAGCAGCUUCCAGAUGACAUAGCAAGAGGAAGAAGCUUGUUUUGUUUUUACCAGGCUGUUAAUUUGUUCAUUUCUGCUGUUGGGUUGAACAUUUUAACAUGGGGAUCUAUGGGGACUGUCUUACUUUUGGAGGCAGCCUCUAGUGGGCACAAGAUGAACUGCAGUUUGGAGCAUUUCAUAGUGGGUGCAUUUUUAAGCUGUUGCUUGGUUAAUAUACGUUUAGACUUUGGAGGAGCUAGCCAUUCCACCUUAGCCGUAAGUAUGUGUAGCUGUGCUCACUGCUCUCGAUUUUGAGCUUAUAUUCAGUAAAACUAUGGACUCAAUCUUAUCAUCUAAAACCCAAACAGAAAGCAAAUAAUUAUAAUAAUACUAAUACAUACAACCUGAUUUGAAGCUUCAAAAAUGUAGAUGAAGCCACAGAGUGUAAACCCCAAAAAUGGUAGUCCCUCGUGUGUCCACUAGAGGCUGUCUCCAAAAGUGAGUCAACCACCAUAGGACCUAAUGUUAAAAUGUCUAACUUUACAGCAGGAUUACACAUGUUUACAGCCUGGUUCAAAAACAGUUCUGGUUUCUAUAUAAAUCUCCAUUCAAUGCAAACUCAAUUUUUUUAUUAAUGACAAUUUAAACAAGAUACAUUAAAGAUAUGUAUAAUCAAAGGUGUGGCUCUUUGCCUGUGUCUCUGAAAUGGUAAAAGGGAAAAAUGGUCGUCAUGACGUCUCUACCGAAACAAGUGGGUGACGUCAAAGGGAUUAUGUUCAUGUUUCAUAUGAGCAGGAAUAUAUUUUUGAAAAUAUCGGAUGAUAGCAGGUGUGUGUAUUAUCUCUCAGUGUGUCUCCCAAGUUCAAAAUAAGAGACAGAACACUGUGACCUCUUUUCUUAAUGGACAGCUGAUACAAGAAGUCAGGUGUGCAGAGACCUGACAGUUUCUGUUUUCUCCUCUGGUAGAAAAUCCUGUUCGGGAUGAGACGAUGACAAGCAGCAGAACACCAUGACUCAUAAAAACAGCGAGUGUUUGGCUCUUUAGCACUCUCUGUUCCUCUAAUGAGAGGAAAUGAGGAGAAAAUUCUGAGAACAAAAGCAGCAGCUGAAAACCUUCGCCGAUGACUCCUUUCCUCCAGUUUCUGACUGAUGACUUGAUGACGUUACCCGGCGAAGCUCAAUGGAGGAUAAAUUGUGCAAAACACUUGAGUGUUUGAAUGUUUUUGAGCUUCUAUUGACGAAUGAGUUUGACUGAUUCAUUCGUUUAUUCACUCAUUCAAUCAACCUGCGUGCUUGGAGGUAAUUCAUCAUCACCUCCCGUUGUGUUCAAAACUGUCAUCACUGUUUCAGGGCAGAUGUCUGUUGGCGUUAUGUAAUUCACUGAAGUUUUACCUGCAUCACCUCCAUUUGUUUUUGCAAAUCUCAGGGUCACUUUGGUUUUUCAGAGCCUUUUGGCAUCAUAAAGUAAAACUAACUCAAAGACGUCAAAACCACAGGACAAUGUGUGAGAUUGCAAAUUGAUAAAGCUGAUCUCCUGAGCAACAGCAUAAAAAAACGUAGGCAACUGGCCUAGUGGUCAAGGUGUGCCCCAUGAUACCCCUAAAGUAGAUGGCCUAGGUUUAGUUUCCUGCUGUUUCCUGCUCUUUACACUGUAAUGUCCACUCAAAUAAAAGCAAAGAAAAACCUAAAGCAAGUUUAAAAAGAGUUAUUAAAACAUAACAUAGAAGUUACAAAAAAAAAUGGAUAGAAAAUCACAGAAAUAUGUGAUGUCAAUGUCAAUGUCAGCUUUAUUUAUAUAGCACAUUUAAAAACAGCCAGUGGCCUACCAAAUUGCUUUACAGUAAAAAAUCCAGAGACAGUAAAAACAAUAAAUACAAUAUAAGCAUAAAACAUAUAAAAACAUAACACUUAAUGGGGCACUCACACCAAGCGCGAGUAAAAUCAUCCACUCGUUUAAUUCGUGCAAAUCUAGACGCGUGAAUGAUUAGUAUUUACUCGCUUCAGGUAAUCCCUGCCAAUUCAACCGGCAGGAUCAAGUGAUAGACAAAGGUUUUUUACAAUUUACCAAUUGCCUUCAGGUGAACUCCGUUUUAUUCCAGUUUCGGGAAUUGAAAUUAAAGGUAUCGUAUAAUUCAGGGCCCCCCCACACGAUCAGUUUGUCCUUCAUUUUAGAUACCAGUGAACAACUGUCUGUUUUCAUACGUCACCCAGCAACUUUUGUGCUAACUGGUUAUUGCGAUGGGAAUAUCCGCUCAAGUUGAGACAUUUUCAGCUCCCGCUCAAUCACGUCAUUCGCUCUGCACUGGGUAAUUUUAAAUGGCCUUAUGAUAACAAAGCUGGCUGGCUGUAUGUCUUUUUGAGGUUAACAAUCACUGUGACAAGGCCAAAGUAGCCGUAAUACAGAAUCACAAACACAUAAAAUGACACAAACAACCCUCAGAAAUAAAAAGACUGAAACCAUAACCAUCCAGAUAUAUUUGUCAGGGCAAAAGGUCAAAAGUGUUGGCUUAAUUCACUAAAUUGAAUGAUAGUAAUCAAAUUAGGAUCAGGAUCAAGUGACAGGAUUUGUAGUUACAGACAUGCCUUUCAUAAAAACACUGUGAAUACUUGGGUAAAUGUCAUCUUCCAACCUGUAUGUAUAAAAUGUUGCUUCCAUUGAUAGCCAAUCAGCUCUUAGGGAACUGAUGUUACAACUACACAAGGCUAGGAAGCUUUUAAUACACCCAGUCUUUAUCAGGGAGCUGGUAACACACACAGGGUUAUAGCCUUUAACUCAGAGAGCAGUUAAACACUCCUGUUGCUCUGAGGCCAUAUAUGACAUCCUCAUAAGAGAGCAGGACUCUCCUACAGGUGUUAAAAUAUCAACGCAGCAGUUAAUAUGUAAUAGAGGUCCUGCAGCUGGGUAGGUAGGGCAGUCUGGAGGGAAAGAGCCUUUAACGCCUUCAUAAUGAUGAAAAGUGCAGACUUUCAUACUCUACAGCCAGGUGUGACCUCUCGUUUUUAGAGAGGCCAGUUUGUAAAGUGGAGCCUGGAUUAUUAUAACCACCAUCUUUAUUGAUGAAGUACUUUAUGAACUCAUAUAUGUGUAUGAAUUUACAAGAAUAAAACAGAGUACAAUUAAAAUCAAUUGAACUUGUACCAACAUGGUCGGCAAAAUAACUUAAGUCAAUAACCUUAAGUGAAGUCUGGAGAGAAUUAAGAGUGGUCAGUAGGUUUGCUUACAUCAUUUCCCUGAGGCAGUUCUUCACAGAGCUUCUGGACCAGGCCUCCAUAAGCCUCCACCCGAGGAUCUCAGUGCAUACUGGCUCAUUUGUGAGUCAAGAGGUCAGAGAUGUAACAUAAAGAGGGCCAUGAGUUAGUCUUUAAGGUCAGCAUUGAGACUUUAAAAUCAUUGCAGAAACAUGAAAUUCAGGGAAGGAGGCUUAUGUGGUCAAUGUUUUUGGUUCUGAUAUAUCAUGAUAGGAUACAGGGUGAGGGCCUGUUACCUUAGACCAGUGGUUUUCAAGUCCAGUCCUCGAGGCCCACUGUCCUGCAUGUUUUGGAUGUUUCCCUGCUCCAACACACCUGAUUCAAAUAAUUAGCUCGUUAUUCAGCCAUUACAGAGCUUGAUAACGAGCUGAUCAUUUGAAUCAGGUGUGUUGGAGCAGGAAACCAUCCAAAACAUGCUCGAGGACUGGACUUGAGAACCACUGCCUUAGACUGUAUAUACUAUGGACAACUUGGUUCCGCCUUCCGCCAGUACAUGGAUUUGAAGCCGAGAAGCUCAUGGUAAUUCCGUGUUUUUUCUCCAUUUCCUGAAACCAACAUUGCGCAGUAGAGUUGUUCGCACUCCACCACUUGCACAGUAGCAUUGUUCGCAUUUGGUGGGAGAGUCGCCAAGAGUCGCUGUGAUGACGCUUGGCUCAAACAGUGAGCUACGCAAUCUUCAUUCGCCAACAGGCAAAAAUUAUAUUCUGUGUAAUAAAUUUCUACAGUUUGUCCACAGCCCCAUAAAGGUGGCUGGCAGAGGCAGGAUUUAUGAUCUAUACUGUAGCCCUUCACCAGAAGGUGCUGUACUCGGGGUGGUUUCACCCAGCAAGGAGGCAGACGGGGUCCAUUCUAUAUACAGUCUAUGCCUGUUACAUUAAAUCAACACUGGAGUGUAGUUCUUCGAUCUUUGCUGAUAUAAAAACUGGUUUCACUUAACGUAUUUUAGAGGAUAAUGUCAUGGUGUCAUGAUGUCAGUUUAAGUUUGAAAUCCUCUGUCAGCUGUCCAGAGUUUAGCAGCAGAUGUUGGCAGAUUGACCCUGUAAUGGUUACCUUGGUUACACCCUGAACUUAUUAUGUUCAUGCGUCUGCAUGAUCAAUGACUGCUGGGUCAUUGUGAGUUUAUGGUGACGCCAUCAUAACACAGGAGUAGAUGUGCUACCAUUACUCUUCUGUGCUCUGGCUGGCAUCAUCUACGCCUUAACUUUGCAGUGGAAAAAUGUCGCUAAGGGACGCUACUGCACUACUGCUUUAGUGAAAAACAGACAUUGUAAACUGUAGAGUCUUUGCUGGACCAACAUCUUAAAUUACUCUAAGCUUUACUGCAUUGUAAGGUUUUCAUUUCGCAGAUCCUGAUAUGAGGUUGAUGCGCUUUCCAGCCAGGUAGUCAUGGCGAUACAAUGCAUCCAAAAGGUGCUGCUGUGGGUAUCUUUGCUGAAAAAAAUCACUACCACCUUAUUGGUGUUAUUAAAUCAGUCAUUGCAUCUCUCUGGGAGUAAUUAACUUCAAUAGGUAUUUUCAACAAGCUGUUGACAUUUGAGACCCUGUUAGUCCCUCUAAUGCCUCACCUGGUGGAGUAUCGGUUGUGUUUAUGAUUAAACUACCAAGCAGGAGUGUGUGUAUCACUGAUGUAUUUAUGCGGGUGUGGGUGGGGUGGGUUGGGGGGGCUUUCAGCAGAGGUCUGGAUGGUGAUUCAGCCCGGCAUAAUCCCUGACGUGGCGCGCGGGGGUCUGACCGCCGCUGUAGAGCCAGGUGCUUCCCCCUUCAUGCUGGAAAGCUAACACCACCCUCACUCCCACUCUGAUGUCAUACCCAAACACAGUCAUUUCUUUCCAGGGAGCGUACUCAUGUGGAGCUGUGAAAUUUCAGCUGAAAAGCACCUUGUUAACCACAGUGUGCUGUUUGUUUUGACACCAGUGAGACACUUUAAAGUUUUCACUUUUAUACAAGUGGAGGAAAUGUAUCUGUGUAGAGAUGAAGCCUGACGCAGGGCAAAGUAGAGAAGAGAUUCUUUAAAUAGGCUUGAGUUAUGUUAAAGGAAGUAUAAUAAUAAACCCUUAGAGUAGGUAUGAUUAAUAUAAAGAGGUAAAUGUGGGGUUAUAAUGGUGGUAAAACAAACUAUUUUGGGUUGUAGUCUUUGGUUGUAGUGGACUCCACUGUAGCUAUUUUGAGUUAUGGCUUGAACAACAUUAGCUCAGUUAAAUAGUAAUUACAGUUAUUUUCAACUAGGGCCUCAUUUUCCAGCUUUUUUUCUUCAUACCAGUGGAAUUUGCCCAAAACCGAGUGAAAACCUCUCAGCGGGGCUCUGUAAGUCUUAAUCUGCAGCGAUCAGAAGGCUGGGUUAUGGUUCAAACCAAAGACUGAAGGAGGUGGUUCGUUUUAAAAGAAGGGCCAGUAGAGAGGUCUUUAAAAAUCUGCUUUUUCUCCAGUAGACAGCAGGGGGCAACAGCAGGGGGGGAGUGCUGAAAGAAGAGAUUUACUCUGAAAUUCAAACUCUUGUUUCCAGCCUUCUUUAUGGCAGCAUGGUGGUUCAUUAUGGUCCCAUUUAGAGCUCAGUUGGCUCUUACAGAUUGUCUUUUCAAUAGUGGGGAAAUUUACACCCCCCUCCCAUGAGUUUGAGUAGAACAGCACAUGUUCAGCUCUAGUACAGGGGCUGCAGACAGUGCUGUGAGGACUUUGAAACACGUUUGAGAGCGCCCUCUGCUGGAUCAACUACAAAAAAACAUGUAUUCGGCGAGAGAGUCACUGUGAUGACGCUCGGCUCAAACAGCAUAUCCCCUGGGUGAGCUACGCAAUCCCUGAACGCCCAUAGGCUGUAUCAAGUGUCAAUCAUAGAAAACAUGAACCCCCUAAUAACUUUUAAAAAUGGAGCUGCACAGAAAAAAGAGGACUUGAGCACAAACCAGUCUUACAGUAACUACAUGUCAACAUCGCAACCAGGGGGGAGGAAAAUUUAUAUUCUGUGUAAUUAAUUUCUGAAAUUUGUCCACAGCUCCAUAGGGAUUGCUGGAGGAGGCGGGGUUUAUGAGCUAUACUGCAGCCGUCACCAGAGGGUGCUGUUCUCACAGUGGCUUCACCCAGGGAGGUGGCAGAUGACGUCCAUUCUAUAUGCUGUCUAUGUAUCUGCCCGAUGACACUUAGAUGCAGCCCCUCACUUUGAACAAACGGAAAAACUGACCGUAGAAUGUAAACAUGCACACACUGCAAAUGAUCAAGGGGUAUUUUUAACAAGCAGCAGGACGAGCUGCAAUACACUGUGUUCGAAUCAGUCUCACUUAGAGGGAUAUUUCAGUAUCUUUUAAGUGAGGUUGUUUCCAUUUCUAGUAGACAGGGCUAACUCUGCCAGGCUAAUUUUGAGAGACUUUGACUCAAGCAGUCACGAAACCUAACCAGCAGAAAGCCCAAAUUUGUGGACGCAUCACAUGAACAUGUUCCUCAAUAUGCAGUACACUGAUCCUCUGUUUGGGUCUGCAGGCUUGAAAGAGACAGAAAUAAAAACAAAGUGAUUCUGGCAGCCCUGAUAUCAUGCUGAGGAAGAACGGGUGUUAACGCACUGAAGGAAGUAGCAGAGAGACCUCUGUGUGACCUGGAGAGCAGGAGAGAGCCCAAAUUACUUGAUGUUGCAGGUGUGUAAACUGCAAGCUAAUGCCCACGAACUGAAAAAAUUACUUCUGAAAAUUACAUGACUGAGAGUUGGUAACUGCAGCUUAAAGUGUCUGGAAAGUUCAUCCAGACAUAAAGAGUCCAGUGACGAUAAGAGCUCAGACAGGAUGGAGAUCAGUUUUCAGACUUGGCUUAAUAAAGGGGGAGUGUUCCUCGUUCUUAAAAGUCUGUUUCUCUGGCUUGAGAGUUUGAUUUAAAAAGGACAUUAUUGAGUAUAUUGCAUAUGUUUAGAUGUGAUUCAUUACCUACAGCAAGCAUUUGAAGGGGAAAAUCCAGAUCAUGUCCACCAGCCCCAGCAGUAUAUACACAGUGUAAACCACUGGCAUGUACACUCAGGCAUCAGGCUGCAUCUGUUUAAAGAGGGGGGCGUGAACUGACUGCAGGAAGCUCACGACCAGCUUGUCUGAAGCUGCAAACUUUCUGUAUGAGCCCAGUCUCAUACUGGCAGGGUUUGAGCGCAGGAUCAUUGAGUGGAUUUCUUUAGUUCACUGUUGAAAUCUCAGUUAUAUUGACUCAGUGCCUUAUCUUAUCUUGAAAACAUCAGCAGGCCUGUUCAGAUUAAAGUGCACACACACUCAUCUGCAGGAACACUAUGUGUCACACUGGUCCAGUCUCUCGCGUCAUGUCGUCCAGAGGAGGCUGCAGAAAUUCACAUAAACUGGACAAAACAAAACAGGCUCUGUUAGCUGAUCGCACAAACACACACUCAUGCACACACUGAGAAGACAAUAAUGACAGUUUGUGUGUGCAUGUUCAGUGUAUGUGCAUGCUUAAACAUGCUUGUGCAUCCCUUCUCUUCCUCCUCCUCCUCCUCUCUGAGUGUCUGAAGACUCCUCAUGUGGGAAUGUGGCUUCGCUUCAGGCUCCCACAUCUGCCCAAACCAAAACAAUGUCUCCCAAAUAAAGAUACGCUCCACAGCCCCCAUCGCUUUCCUUCCUCCUUCCUUUCCUUCCUCUUUCCCGCACUCCUCCUCCUCUUCCUCCUCCUCCUCCUCGGCUGUAUCUUGACACAUUCCUCUCUCUAGGUCUGGUAGUUAGCGGCCAGGCGGACGUGUGAGAAAUGUCUCCCUGUCUGUAUUUCUCACAUUCAGCCCAAGUGAUCUCAGAGGGCUGAGAACUCCGAGCUUCAGACCUCCAGGGAGAGAUGUUUAAACUUCACUCUGCUCUGUGGCCGGCUGAUGACAGCGGUGAUGAAAUGUUAAUAUGCUGCACUUUGGAGUUUGUAUGUAAGUUAGUGUCAUUGUUUAGUGUGGGUCACUAGAGGAAUUUUGGUCGCCAGCACUGAGACUUUUAUGGUGGCAAACAUAAGCAAUGGCCUGACAGAUUUUACUCCGAGGUAUGAGUGAGAAAAUCCAGAAAUAUGCAAAAAGCCACAAAUAAUUCAAACAUGGUUUAAUUGAAAAAGGAAACACACAUCCUGUUUUUGGAAGAAAAAUCAACGAUAGAUGCCACCGAACUGGCUUUUGUGCUCUGAUAUCAAUCCAGGUGGUCCCUCUUUACGUUAGAGUGGAGGAUUCAGGGUACAUGAUUUCCAAAAUGAAUGUCAAAUUUUGAUUGGCUCAUUUUUUACUUCACUUAAAGGGGUAUUCCGGCGUCAAUUUGAGUUAUGGUCAAACACACCAUGCCGACUCCUUGCCUCUCUAGUUAUACCAACUUUAGUAAAGACCGCACGAUAGUAAUACACAGUGGUCUACGUCUCCACGUGCAAACCUCAACCAAAAAGCCACUCUAUAGCCACCAAUAAUGCUCAGAACAGCACCUAACUUCAUCAACAGUACAUAUAGGGUCCCAGCCAUAGUACUACCCACCAAACAUCUUUUUUGCUUUGCCUGAUUUCUUUAGCAAAGAGACUAAACACAACUCACCAACUCUCCUUCAAAUGGAUCACUGAGUGCAGCGGAGUUUCGCAGCUCUAGGAAGAACAUUUAUGAUCAUUACUUCAUGGAAAUGCAAUCAGAGUUCUUGUGUAUCUUGUAUGUGCACUGUUUUUCUGCCAUAGGGUCUUGGUCUGAUUGCAUUUCCAGGAAGUAAUAAUCAUAAAUUUUCCGCUGCACUCGGUGAUCGACACGUCAGGGCUCCCCCCAGAAACAAGCGGCUGCUGGACGAGAGUGGGUGAAGCAAGCAGUCAGGAACAUUCAUCUCUCUAGGGGGUGUCUAACUCGGUGUUGAAGUGUGUUUGACCCUAACUUAAUUCUACACCACAAUAUCCCUCUAAAUCAGGGGUGGGCAAUCAUGUGCCAUGGAGGGCCGAGAGGCUGCAGGUUUUCUUUCCAACCCAAAACUCCACCAAGUGAUUUCACUGAUUAACUUACCUCCAAGCAGAGAGCAGGGACUAAUCAGUGAAAUCACCUGGUGGAGUUUUGGGUUGGAAAGAAAACCUGCAGCCUCUCAGCCCUCCAUGGCACAUGAUUGCUUACCCCGGUAUAUAUGUUUAUAUACGGUAACCUCUUUGCGUGGUACAUCAAACAUACAUUUGUGGGUGCAGCAACAAACUCUGUUUACACACACAGGGUUUUCAGAAGAGACUUCCACUAUGGAGAUAUGUCUGUUUUUAAUGCAGUUCUGCUUAAGGGCCCAAAGAUCAUGCCCAUCAAGUAUUGGUAGAUGUGGUCUCCUUUCCAUGAUAUCACCAAACGGUUUCUGAAGAUGAAGCCCAAAGAUGAAGGUUUGAAGGCUGUAGCAGCAACAAUGCACCCAUCAGUCAGUCAAAUUGGAUGCAUCCCCAGUUGCCCGAUUGCGCGCAAGUUUUAGCCUUGUUGUAGUCAAGAGGGAUGAGUUGUAAAGAAACUAAUCUGUGCAGUUGUCAAGACUUGAGAAAUGAGAUACAGAGACCAAAGGGGUUUCUUGUUCCAGGCUGUAAACAUGUUUAUUCUGCUGUAAAGCUGAGCAUGUCAAAUGGGGGUUAACUCACUCUUGGAACUGCAGUUUUUUGCACUUCGGUGUUGCAUGAAAUAUUUUUGGCAAGACAAAGCAGAGAGGGGGGUUGUCAGUACUUCUCCAGGGGGCUGACCAUCUUAUAUUUCUUCAAAAUCAAAUCACAGUUAAGAAACUCUUCUCAUCCCAGAGUGAUGCAGGAAUGUGGGGAGUCAUGCAGAUGCAGAUUCAAAGUGAAAGAAUUUCCUGAUAUCUGAUAUGACAGCAGAUAAAAACGAUGUAGAGCUCAGACAAACAAAGAUUGUCUUUCGCUUUAAAUCGUGCGUACAGUUUGCACCGAUGUGACUCCGCAAGAGUCCUCAGGAAGCUGCUCUCAUGAAAUUGAGGGUUGUGAAAGAACAUUUAACUUAACAGAUGAUUUGAACUUCCUAGUGACCUGUUAGGUAAAGUCUGCACACACGAGGAAAGAGAGAGAAGGUGGAGGUAUGUACGAGUGAAUAAUAGGAAACAGACAUUUCCCCUGUGUGUCUCACCUCUGAUCCUCUGACAUGAAGAGGGAGGAUAGACAACGAGAAGGGUUUGAAAACAUUACAGUUUACACUCACCAAACUGCAGCAGAUCCAAGAUCUCAGUCUGCAUCCCAUCAUGAGACACAGUUUGUGUUUGGUUUGUGUCUGUUUACAGCUCUGCCUCAGUAUGUAUACAGCUGUAGUUUGUUUGCUUUCAUACAUGUAUACACUACAAAAUGUCUUCAAAAUGGACAAGGUAGACAAGCAUACCUCACGCUGUUUAUUCAGAGAUUUAACGCAGACACGGUGUGUUUGUAGGCGGAACAUAUGCAGGUGUACCUCAGGUGUCUCAUCUGCACUGAAGCAGAAAAUGAUCAAACAGUGAGGCAGCUCAUACAGAGAGAAACCCUCAAAGAUUUUCCUCGAAGUUCAGGCGAGGAUGACUCUGUACUUUAAGUUUGUUCACCGUUGUCAGGCAGAUCAAAAUAUCAGCAGCAAAAACGUCUGUUAAGGGGGAUACGUAUUAGGAAAAUAACCAUGCUGGUCCGCAUAAAUGCCAUUUCUCCCCCCCUUGAAUCUAACAUAAUAAAAUCCCAUCUUGUUUAUCCUUAAACACACGUCUACCUGCAAGUGCAGCUAACAACUUCAGACCUGUCAUUUUUUAACCAUUAUAUGACCGUUAUUUGACCGUUUUUCAGCCGUUAUUUCACCGCUAUUUAACUGUUAGCACCCCAUUUGCAAAUUUGGCCCCUAGUACCUGUCUGAGUAACCACGGUUACUGCACUCUGGUAACCUCUGGACCAUUAAAGACAAUAAUUUCCUGCAUUCCUGCAUUAGAUGACAGCAGAUGAGUUUUAAGAUUAGCUGAAGUAUCAGAAUUACUUCCCAGCGUUCACCAUUUACAAGAUUUUGUAUUUUUUAUUUUACCAAGAAACCAAGUAUUUUCUCACCUUUAAGUAAUUUAAACAGAAAUGGUUUUCUACUACUUUGUCCUUGUACAGAAACUAACUCAGAUGGAGGAUCUGUUCUUCAUACAAUGAAGCCAAGAAAUCAAAUGAUUCAGCUGCUGCUAUUAUGCUGCUCUUUGACUUUUAUUAAGUCUUCUAUAAAUGAUAAAGUGACAUCUUUAUUUUCAUUCUGAGGUUUGAGGAAAUGGAUUUAUUCAAUGCGCCAUGUAGCUGAGGACCAUUCCCACGUCCUGAACAGCUCUGCUAUCAGAUCAUGUUCAUGUUCACGUUCAGGACCCUCUCUGACUCUGAAUCCUUCCAGCUGGAAACUGGACAGCUGUUCUGAAAGACCCUGACCCCGCAGACUCUGGUCCAUGUGUUUCCACAGGGGUCACCAGAGGUCAGCAAACACACAGGAACAAGACCCAGGGCUACACGGCUUAUAAACUAUUUCACACACUCAUGUAACUUUACACACACACAGUCACACUUUGUCUGUGAGUGUGUGAGUCAGGCCUGAUCCUCAGUCCAGUAAUCCGCUCUGUUGAAACUGGGAUUGUUGGUCCUCCUCCACACAAACAGAGUGUGUGUGUGAGUGUGUGUGGGUGAAUCCAUGUGAUCUCAGACUGCGACAGUUUCAGCUGAUGACUCACCUUCAGGACAGUCACAGUCUGUGUGAUAAUAACGCUGAUAACCUGCAGAAAAACUCAUGAAGAAUUCUAAUUCAGUUAUUGCUCAAUGUUGGCGUCUGUUCAGGAUCUUUACGGCUAAAAAUAAACGUUUCACUGACGUCAGCGGAGAAUGAACUUCUGUUCUUUGUGUUAUGGGAAGCUAAGGCUGGGAUUUGUGAGUUAUUUACAGGGAAUGAUUGAGUAGAAGGUGAUUUAAAUCUUUAGGAUCUGAUCACUCCUUUUUUACCUCCUGUGACUUUUACCUCCUUAAGACAGACCUUCAGUGAUGUUUUCUUGAUCAUAGUCAUUAUAACACAGUUUUCACUAAGAUUCAGAAAGCGCCCUGAGUUUGAACUCCAAUGGUUUUAGGGGAAACUGAGUGGAGUGUUUCCUGCUGCUGAGGUUGUUAAAAUCCAGGUGAGAAACUAAUGAUGAAGUUUACUGCUCUGUUUUUUUCAGGCUGACCUCAGAGUUACACUGACUGUUUAUUUAAAGACAUUUUCCACGAGAAUUGCACAAAUUAUUCUGAGUUUUCCAGGCAGGGAGCCAGAGUCACAGAAACACACAGACCAUGAGCUAUUCUGUUUUCCAUAAUAAGAAAUGCUGCUGUGUUUGGGUCAGAGCGUGUGUGUGUGAGAAAAUUCUUUAAUAUUUAAAAUAAAAUGCCGGAAUCUGUUUAUUAUACCAGGAGGACCACUUGGGGAUCUGGUUUCUUCUUUUUUAGCAUUUCUUCUUUUUUAACAUCAUAAAUAUUUGACAAAAAACAGUUUCUCUUCGGCAAUGUGAACUUUAACCUGAGAAAAGGUCAACACAUCUAAAAAAAACAUGUUUUUUUACGAGUGCACAAUUUGUAUUAAGUACCUUGAAUCAGGUUAGGAUACGUUAUUCCAAUGCUUUUAUCAUUAAACCUGCAACAAUGCAGCAACUAAGACUGCUGUUUUAUUACCCAAUUAAAUCCCACUGAGUCUCUCUAAUGCUUUAUCUAGCAAGACGUAGGUGGACUUCAGCACUAUCAGCUCAAAAUAAACUGAUUUGGCUGUGAUUUGAUAGGAAUAAAUAGGCUGAUAAGGUUCCUGAAAUAACUGCAUCAUGAUGCUAAGUAAAAAUAAAAAAAAAACAAAUCCAGGAUUUGUCAGGUCUGUCUGCAAGACAAGCAAUUAACUCUUAAAAUGCUCAUUUUUUUUAAUGGAGUUUGGUUUGACCAUCCUUGACCUUGCCUCAUGAGGAAUUCUUGGUGGUGAAAGUUUCUUUUGGGCACAAGAGCUGAAUAUAGUGGAGCAUUUGCUUUACAAAUGCAACAGACAUUUGAGCAGUUGAGUACAUCCACUGUGGUAUAACUGAUGAUAUUGUGGUCUAAUGUAAAAGCACGUCUGUUUCUCUCAUUUCACUGCAUUUGUUUGUGAAUCAGACCUACUUAGUAUUUUUAAUUUAACAUUUCUCUAGAGCCAUAGGUCUGUUUUUUUAUGAAAGAUGAUUAGAGCCACAAGAAGAGAAAAAAUUAAUUCCAGGAAGGAGAUUUUUGAAAUUUCCAUUUCAAGAUUAAAGAUGAAAUUUUGAAAUAAAAGUUGAAAUUUAAAAAAGUCAAAAUUUUGACUUAAUCUUGAAAUUUUGACUUUAUUCUUAGAAUUGUAAUUUUUUUGAUGUUGAAAUUUCAACAUUAUUCACAACAUUCUGACAGUUUGUAAACUUGAAAUUUCGACUUUGACAUAAUGUCGAUUUUUUUAAUCUCAAAAUGUUGACUUUAAUCUCGAAAUUUCAACUUAAAUCUCCUUCGUUUUUUUUUCUCUUCAUGUGCCCCUAAUCCUCUUUUGUAGUUUUUGUCUGGUGUAUCUUUAUCUUUAUCUUUAUAAACCAGUAAAAGUUUCGUUUCAGUACUACAAAGAGGUUCAAAACCAGACUGAAAACCAGACUCAAAACUAGACUUUCACAUCCGUCAUGAUUUACUAGAAAUGUUUGCAGCUUGAUUGAAAACCACUCUCACUAAAAUCGAAAAUACAAAAGGCAGCAUGUUUAAAGAAGGUUAGUAUCUAUUAAUGGAAGAUUACUUGGACUGACACCAUCUGAGGAGCAGUUUGUCGGCCACAGAAAGCAGAUGAAAUCAUUAAGCAAAUGGUCUGAUAUUUGUGAAGUGACAGUUUGACCGCUUUAGCUGAAAAGUACAAUCGUUUCCUCAGUCUCAUGUGGGUCAUUCCUUCUUCCUGGACACUUACUGCUAUGAUGAUGAGUUCACGUCUUUAAACAAGUAUCAUGUUGUGAGCAUGUGCAGAUCUCAGAUAGCAGCAGUGAUUGUUGUGGUCGCUCUCUAUCCGUCACGAUGAUCCUCUGUUUCCUGCCAGCGGCUCUUCUGCAGGCGGAGGAUGAGGAGCCAAAGGCAGCGUGGAGUUUACGGGGUUAACCAUCUGGAUCGCUGCAUUAUUUAACGCUGCAUAUGUCGAGACAGGCCGGCUCUGAGAUCCAUCACACUUGAAACCACCAAGGUGCUCCCAUUCUCUCACUCAGGUCUGUUUGUUUUCAUGUGGGUGACAGGGGAGGCAGAGCGUCACUGAGCUCUGACAGGAGGAGAUCUUACUGAAAGCCUGAUGCUCAGUCUGAAGCAGUGGAUGCAAAUGUGAGUUUCAUAAGAGACACAAGCUAAGGGGAGAGAGUCCGUAUUUAUAUUUUAAUUGAACUCUUUGCUGUUUUCAUGUCCAGGAUUUUUGCACAUGCUUGGUGGCCUUCUGACUGCGAGCUGCCCACUCCCAUCUGUCUCUGCUGCUUCAUGGAGACAUUUAAAGCUCAGCUUAGAGAGAAACAGUACUGUGUUAUCAUUUCACUGAUCAUAAACAUGUGACCAAACAAGAGCAGCUCCCAAAGAAAUGGUUGCAUGGUAUAAUCGUUUUUGGCUCAGAUUGAAUGUGGCCUAACAAAGUUUGUGAGCAUGAGGAAGUCUACGCUGGUAACGUCAGCGCAGACUGCUGUUUCCUCAGUGCAGACUAUCAUGCAGCCACAGGUGAAGAGAGGAGUUCAGGGGGAGGAGAUGGUGAAAGUGAGUGUGUGACUGAAAAACCAUGGAACAGAGUAAAAUGUGAUGAGAAAGAGGAUUUGGCUAAAAUGAGUGUGCACACAGUCUAAGCAGCCAACUAUUGCCUAGCAAAAUUAUACAACACAAAACAAGAACUUUAUUUCUCCUCAUAGGGAAAUUCAAUUCAAUUUUAUGGCAUCUGCAUCUAAUUCUUCAUGUUCCCACAGCAACACCUCAAAUUUUAGGUCCUCGAGGGUUCAAAAUGAUAUUAUUUUGUGUGCACACUGCACAUACACGUUAUCCCAUGCCUGCAUUAAUCAGUUCCCCUAUCCAAGUCCCCACAUAUAAUAGAGACUGGACAAAUCUUUGGCGUUGUGGGUGCAACACUUUUGGAAGUGUGGCAGGAGUAAACUUUUCACUCAACAGAUCAAUCCUCUCCUGUUUUCAUUUUGUUUGACACCAUCACAGUGAAAUUCAAUGCAGAAUAAUGGCAUUGGUUAAACUCAGAGCAACAUGUGAGAACGACUGAAGAAAGCCUCACACACACACACACACUCAGGUACUUUAGCACUCAGCUCUGUAACUCAAUCUGCAGUAUCGACGUUUUCUCCUACAGUUCUUUUUUUUUAGCAAACAAACGGGCGAUCAUGUGACUCUGACAGGACUGAAAAUAACUCAGACAUGAAAUCAGAUCAUAGAAAGGAGAUUCAUGUUUGCAUAAUCCGCUUUAAAUCGACCGACCAGUUAUAUAAAAACUAUAACAGCCGGAGCAUCUUUGUUUUUUGUAGAAGAGAAUGAUGAUGUGCAUUCAGUUAUAACCUCUUAAUGUAGCAUUACAUGAUGAGUAAAACAAAAAGAACAUGCAGACUGAAGCUGCAGGACAUUAUUCUUCCUGAAUAGAUCGAUCUACACGUGUUACAGAAUUAAGGGUUAUGCUGUGAUUUACACUACAGAGUUGUUAUUUUCAAAUUUGUAGAGGUAUGAAAUGAUUUGAAAACCAUCAUACUUGUACAUACUAGUGCUCUAUCUCUUCAGGGGUUGGGGUUGUAUGUGAAAUCUGUAAUAGAUAUACUGUAAGUGAAGGAUCUGUUAUUGGCAGGAAUUCUGCGGCCCAUGAGCUGCCAAGAGGUUAUUAUUUGUGGCUCUCUUGCCGCUAAAGCUGAACAGCGCCGCUUUACAUGAUGGUUUCUCCUGCCGAGUUGAAAGAGUUCAUCCAUGUUAGAGAUGUUUCAUUGUGCUUUUGCAACUUCUUUUCAUUUCUGUGGGAAAUUUCUGGAUCAUUGAAGCCGACGUGUUUCUCAAAGGAAGUUGCACGAAGGACAAAUAUAACAGUUGACCACCGAGACCAUCAAAGAGGAAACAUGGCCGCCGCGCUGUCAGAGACGCUGUAAUUACACGCAGUCGUAACUCAGCCUGCAGUCCAGUGAGAGAGGAGACUUUUCUUCAUCUCCCCUCCUCAUCCUCAGGUCACAAUGACUUCACUGUCUGAGCUAAUGCUGCUCCCACCUCUGGAGACACUUCUGCUUAAAUCAAUACUAACUGCUGCAUGAUUACACAUAAAAACAGCUGAUUAGACAGUAAAUAUCCAUGAAGAAAUGUUUGCUCAGAGCUCAUACUCCCAUCCUCCCUCUGCUGUGUGUCUUAUGCUCACCAAAAGCAUGACUGUUUCCACAAACCCCCAUCCAAAUACAACUCCUUUAGCCCCUCGUGUGAUUUUUUUACAGUCAGAAAAGAUGGAUAGAGGCCAUCAGAGUCAGUUUCCUCAAUUUGAUCUACAACUUGAUGGGUGAUUUGAAGAUCUGUUUGACUAAAAACUUAACAUUUUUGGUUUUUAGCUGUGUCAUUGUUACAACAGCAACGGCACCUCUUAUUAGAUUUUAGAGAAGUUUGAAUAUUUAUUGAUUUUUCCUUUUCUCAGUUCUAAAAAGAACACGUAAGAAGGUCGUAUUAAAUCAGAGUCUUUUGUUUGAACUCCACUGUAAGGCACAUGAUAUUAGGGGGGCUGUGAGCUGAGCUGCUGCAAUUGCUCAGCCUGUUUUUAUAGUAAGAAUAAAAAUAAGAAGGACUUUAUUGAUCACCGAAGGGAAAUUCAAUUGUCUGUCAUCUCAUUUGUCAUGUCUAUAAAAGUCAUCUACUAUUUACAGAAGAGUUGUACAGUCUGAUGACUGUUGGUACAAAAGAUCCUCUGAAUCUUUCUGUCCUGCAGCGUAGAGAGAGGAGCUGUCCACCACCAUUGGCCCUUUGGUCCAUUAAGGUGUUGUGAUGGACCAAAGGGCCAAUGGUGGUGGACGUGAUGGUGGUGACGGAAUGGUCACCAAUGGUCGGUCACCAAUGGUAGGUGACUGCAAUGAUCAUCCUCAGUUGACGUCAAGAACCCACCUUGAUACCAAAGGCAAAAUGCACCACAAGCUACACUGCAGUUUAUAUAACAUCAAAGCAUUUGUGCAUAUUGACAGAGCAGUGAUGCAUUAAUCUGGGGAAAACUGUCCCUUUCUGUGCAAAUAAGCCUUAUUAUAAUCAAAGUUCCCACACACUGGCACUAAUUACAUAAAGUUAUAGUGACAUUUUAACCAUCUAAUGAGUGUUGGUAAAAACUUUGCAACCACAUUUAUAAUUCACACUUCAACUUUACACUGAUCAUGACAGCAAAGCCACCUCCAGGGGACUCAGAAAUGACAAGCAGUAUCUAUACAAGAUGCUUCUCCUCCACUUCUAGUUCAUUGUGUUUGUUUCAAUUAUCGCGGAACAAGUGUGUGCAGUAGCGGGUUUCAAUGCUUGUAAGAAAGCCAGUUAUGAUACUAAAUUUCAUCAUGUCCUCAAAGACAUUAAUGUUCGAGAGCUGAAUAGCUCCUACAUUACCUGCCACUUCUGCUGAACAGGCAGUGUUAGGCUACAAGGUAGCAUAAAUUGGAGCGUGUAGAGCAGCGCUGUCUCCUCCAGCGACUCAGAGGCAAAGUGCUAAUUAGCAACUUGAGCUCUGCUGAAGAAAAGCCCCACUCAUCAUUCAUUUUUUCCACUCCGCAAAACCAAAAUUGUGCUUACUCCUCCUUCUAUCGUGGUGACGCAAGCGUGUUUUCACCUCGAAAAUAAUUUGUGCGAAACAGCGAUGAUUUGAGCGAUACUUGAGGCAUCAAUCAUUUUUUUGUAAUCGAGGUACUCAAGGAAUCGUUUCAGCCCUGUAUAAUAUUAUAAAUCAGAGCUUGCCUUGUCUUUUCUUUCAGACGUUUUCAAGUAGGGUUUGGGGGGCUGCGAGCUGAGCUGCUACUCACUUAAGUUCAGCCAGUUUCUCAGAUGAACGCAGGUGCAGACAUCUGGUUUAAAGAUAACAGUUUGGGUGAUGAUGAUGUGACUUGAAAACUUAAGAAAGUUGUUGUGGUGGAAAGGCUGUCCAACAGGGGGGCUGUUAGCUGAGCUGCUACUAUACACAGUAACAGUAGUUACCCCGUCAAAUCUGGGUGAAGGCGUCUGGUUCUAAGAUACACUUUGAUAUGAUGGUGAUGUGACUUAAAAACUGGAAAAAAUUGGUGUGAACUGACAGCUGGUGUAUUUAAAGUUUGGUGAACAGCACCUGCCUUGUACCUAAUCAGUAACAUCCUGUGAUGGAGAAAACACUCUUGACAUCUAAUGGAAAAGCCUUUGACUUCGAUUUACCGCCAAUUUUUAAAUGUUAUGAUGAAGCAUGUGCCACUAUGCAUCCAAAAGCAUGUGGGUUAGGUUAAUGUGUGGGCAAAAUUGAAUACAAUGACUUUUUUUUCCAAGUUAAAACUAUUAAGGUGAAAACUUUUUUCUGUCUUUUGCCUCCACACAAACUUGGAAAAAAGUGUAGACAUCCAUAUCUCUGCAGGUAUGGUUAUUUGUGUUCCUUGGACAAUAUGUUUUCCUGUCACUCCGCCUCCUUUUGCUGUAUUCUGUUAAAUUCCUCUGGAAUCUACGGGGACCGGAUUGAGUUUCUUUGCAGUUACUAAAACUAACUCCUUCUCCUGGAUGUGUUUGAAUGAACCCAACUGUGGCUGACAUGGAAUCCAGUCUGUCUCUGCAGAGUCUCAGGCAUCGUCUCCUCCAUGUGUUAAACAGCCUCGGCUUGUUGUUUUGCUGAUAAUCAGCUGCAGAUGUGUUCAGCGUUCGCUCUGUUCCUCAGCUGUAUGAUGUGAGCUCACACGCUCGGUCUGACUGCACAGACGCUCUGUUGCUCCUCGUGUGGCAGCGCUGCAGCCCGGCCUGUAAUGAUGAUGUCAUUGGUUGCUGGUUGUGAAAUUUUUGAGGAAAUGAGAACCCCGUUGAACCCGGGGAGAGCGAAGCGUGUCUCUGCUGCAUCUGUGGUGCAGCCUGAUCCUCAGUGGUCCCGUUUUAUCUGCUUUUAUCUGUAGAAAUCAUUAGAAUGUUCACAGACUCUGAGGGAUGAAUCUUUGUGUUGGAGCUGACAUGGAUUUUAAAAUUCAAAUGUGUGGUUUUUGUCACUCACUGAUGUUGGCAUCUCUUUCUCUGUUUCCACAGAGGACAGCAUCCCUAAGCCAGCUCCCUGCGGAGGACCUCAGAGAUCCACUCCCUCCACAGUGGAAAUCCUACAUGUCUCCACAAGGGCGGCGAUACUACGUCAACACAGUCAACAACGGUAAGAGACAAAGAAAUGUCACAGUUCAGUUAGGGCUGCAAGAUUUUGGCCAAAAAUACAAUCACGAUUUUUUUCUCUAAAAUCUUGAUUUUUGAUUGCGUUUUUUUCAGUCAGUGACAAUUUCACCAAAAUUCACUUUAAUAAGUUUUUCUAUCAUCUCUCAGAACGAAACCACUGAAAAUGAUGUAGUGCAUACGCCAAGCCAGUAAUUGGUUGAUGAGGAAACACACAAAAGACAGAAGAAGAGUAUGGAGUAGAUUGUUUUGGCAGGACACACACUGGCACCAUAAAAAGAGUUAUGCUGUGUAUCACAUAAUUGUUACGAGAGAUGCAGAUAGGCAUCCACACGGAGAUGAAAUCAUAGUCAUUUACGGAUUAAUGCACUCUAUGAUCCAUUUUCAAAAAGUACCAUCUACAGUCACCUGAAAUGCGGUUUCCAUGUGGCUGAAACACCGAUAUCACAAAAAACUUUUGCAUUUACUCCUGGAUCAUUUCCAUGAAGUAAUAAUCAUCAUAUUUAUCAUUUUGCACUGCAGAUGCGGUAGUUCUUCUGCCUUAGCGUCUCGGUCUGAUUUCAUUUCCAUUAAGUAAUCAUCAUAAAUGUUCUUCCUUGAGCUGCGAAACUCCACUGCACUCGGUGAUUGACUCGUCAGGGCUCCUCCACAAACAAGCUGCUGCUAGAGGAGGGUGGGUGAGUUGUGUUUAGUCUUUUUGCAAAAGAAAUCAGGCAAAGUUAAAAAGAUGUUUGAUGGCUAGUACUAUGGCUGGGACCCUAUAUGUACUGUUGAUGAAGUUAGGUGCUGUUCCGAACAUUAUUUGUGGCUAUAGAGCGGCGUUUUGGUUGGGGUUUGCACGUGGAGACGUAGACUGCUGUGUAUUGCUAUCAUGCGGUCAUUACUAAAGUUGGUAUAACUAGAGAAUCAAGCAGUCGGCAACAGUCAUCUCUCGAGGGGUUGUCUAACUCAGUGUGUUUGACCUCAACUUAUAUUUACGCCAGAAUAUCCCUUUAAGGCAUGCACUCCAUAUAUAGAGGCUAUAGUCCUUGAUGCAGCAGUUACAGGUUACCCAGACCAUUUGCUGUGUAUCACCCUCCAAUAAAACCAGCAUUUUAAAAGCUAUUGGUUUACUCCUGAAUCAUUUCCAUGAAGUAAUAAUCAUUUUGGACUGUAGACGCGGUAGUUCUUCUGCCUUAGUGUCUAGGUCUGAUUGCUUUCCACGAAGUAAAAAUCACUUUUGGCUUCACAACACAUUUAAAAGACAGAUCUCAGUUGACAGGUGACAUGUUGAAUGCCGCAGGACUGCCACUGGUAGUCAGCGUUCACCAAAGAAUCCUGAAAAGAAUAGGAGCAAGCAGAUCAGAUGAAAGUGAUCACUGUGAGUCUGUGGUUUACGUUACUUCCCCAAAGUGUUCCUGGAAAAAAAGUAAUUACAAUAUCCUGUGUGCUGAGUUUCUUGUGGUUAUGUGGGGUAUUUCCUCAAAAUUUUGUGGCAUAACUGCUAAGAAAUCAGAUGAAUGAAGAGAACUCUGCCGUUUGAAGGGAUGCUCUGUGCAAAAUUUUUAUUUAAGUCAGGGAAAGAUUAUUCCAAUUUUCCAGUUUGAAUCUGUCACUUUGUAUGAAAAGAUUUCCUUUCCUGGGUCCACAUGCAUCUCAGAUUGAAAAUAAAGUUGUUUUUAUUCCGAAUAUCCCGUAGAGGAGCUUGUAUUCAUCUCAAAAAGUAAUUUCUGCUCGGUAAUGGAGUCAAACUGUCCCUCAGCAGCAGUGUUGAUGGUACCAGAGAGAGACAGAGGGCGACCAAGAACUGAUGCUGUUGAUAGAAACAUGUUUCUCUCAACACAAUCACUGCUCAGUGUCACACAAACACACACACAAACACACAGUGCCAUGGAGACAACUUAAUACGUCCUCUGUUCUGCAGCCUGUUUACUGUCCCUGUGUGACCUCAGUGUAAAACCUGACUGAUGGUUCUAAUAUCAGGUCCUGACUGCGCUCAUGUUCCUCCAUCUACCAGAUUUAAUAAAGUCAGACAAUGCAGGUUCCUCCACCCUCUCCAGGUUUCUUUCAUUUCUUCUUCAAACAUGAAACACCGGCAUUCAUCUCUGAGCUUUAAAACAUAUUCACCAUAAAACCUGUUUCUGAGCACGAAGAUGGCGCAAUACGAACUCUGAGCCUGACAACAUGAAAAUACAACAAAAACUUCUAAACUUUACAGGCUUUACAUCAUAAUGAUGGACAGUCAGUUUGAGGAGUGCUGAUCCUUUCUGAGUUUACUUUGAGUGAGCGUUUGUGUUGUCCGUCUGUUUAGUAGUGUAUGUACUGUAUACUUCACCACUUUGCUCAGGUUCAACUCAAGGAGCAAAGAAUGGAUUAGCACAACAAAUUAACACAGGUUUUUUUUCAAGAUGAACAGAAACAGAAUCACAGUUCAGAUCCAAUUCUCCAAUUUUUUUUUCAUGCUCUUAAUUUGAAAUUUUUAAGAUUUUGCGCUUAGGUCACUAUAUUUCCUACCUUGUGAGUCUAUGUUUUUUUUUUUUUCGAAGUACUUCUGGUCAAUUCUAACGCUGCGUUCCAGUUGUACUCGGAAGUGGGGAUAUCCGAGCUCCGAGUCUGAAAUUCACCCCUGACGUCGGAUUUCCGACUCGGAUAGUCGGACGAUCCUUGCCAACAGUGACUUGACGACAACGUCAUAACUCAAGAUGGCAGCACAGUGCAUCAACAGUAAAGAGUAACAGUAAAAGCUCUUGUAAUGUAUUAUUUAUUAGCACUUGUGUUUCGUUUAGGUGAAAUUAAAUAAGUGGUAUGUUGUGCUGCCCAACGUCUAACUGUAAACACGGUGCUAUGGUGUUUGUAGAGUAAAAUACUGUGUUGUUCGUGUUUACAACUGGUAUAGCUAACAACAGCUGACAAUGGCGAACAGCAGCUAACAACUGCCAACAACUGACAACGGGGAACGACAGCUGACAAUUGUAAACAACAUGUAACAACGGGUAACUGUAGGCGUCCAUCUUGGUUUUCCAACGUGUUAACUGGAACGCCGUUAACUUGGGUGUAGCGUCAUUCCCAGCUCCGACAUCCAACUUCCGAGGUUAUUGGAACGCAGCAUACACCCUAACGUCAGUUUUUGAUUUGCUAGCUAGCGCAGCGGCUGUCUGUCACUUCUUCUUUGUCUCUCUGAUGUGUGGAAACUAGCAUGAGAGACCACUCGUAUGAACUCGCAGUAUUGCUUAAUUUGCUAUGUUAAAUUUUUUUUCACAAUAUAUAUAUGCAUAUAUAUAUAUAUAUUUAAAUAAUCAGUUAUCCUCAAUAUUGGUAUCUUGCAACAGCUGUAGCAGGGAUCCCUUGUCUAAGUCCCCUCAUGCUCUUUGCUCUCCUUGACACCAAAUGAGACAUUAUUUUAUUUACAAUUACAUCACAAUUAUUUACAAUAACAUCACAAUUACAAUUUUUAUUUACAAUUUGAUGAAAUACGCUGUAAGCCAUUGCCUUUUAUAAUCUCAGUAAGCAAACCAAAAAUGUGUAUAAUGUACUUUUUAAUGUCUAAAACUGGUGCGAGGGGUCAUACAGUGUUUGCAGGGGCCAGUUGAGCAGCUGGAGAAGAGGACCAGCCUGUGUCCACAAUUGUUGUUUAAAAUCUUCCCAUCAAACGAUACAUCUGACUGUCAAAAGUCAGCGAAAAGAGGUUUUUUCCCUAAAGAUGCAGCAAGUAUAGCAAUUAUUAAAUAAUAAAUAAUUACCAUUGUAGAGUUAUUCCAACCAAUCAGAAUCAAGUUUAGCCUGAAUAGUAAAAGUCAACCACCCCCCACCCCCGCUGAUUCACAGUCACAGGGUUUUAGAGCUGUUUCAUCGAAACUGGACUGGCUCUUUACUGACCCGUGUCCGUCCUCUAACCAGAGUUAUGGUUGGCAGUUUCUUCAGGGUUUUUGUCGUUUUUCAUCUGAAAUGUUCACCUCAGGCUUUUCUCUGAUCAUGGUCUCAGCAGUCAGUUUGUGGGCAUGACAGGAUCUAAAAUUAGAGGACUCCACCCAGCCACAAGACCAGGGGAUCCGCUCCACCUUUUUCUCCUCCAUUCUUUCUCUAUUAGGAUAAAAUUAGAUGCUGAAUGUGCUGGAGUCAGGAAGGUGAAAUAACAACCUCCGUUAGUGUUUCUAACCCUCUUUAGUAUGUUAUUUUUAGACAUUUCAACUUUUUCACGAUUUCUUCUUACAACUCUUUUAUUUAAAAACUGCAGGUUUUCUUCUAAAAAGAGGGAAAAGACUUUUCAUAUUUUUUAUAUAAGAGACAAAAAAACAGAAUAUUUGCUGUAGUGUUGUGAAAGUAAGCGCUAACCCCCUCCAGCAUGUUAUUUAAGAUGUUGCUGUAACACACACUCUCUCUGCUUCAUUUUAAAUUCAUCCUGAAGUGAUUGUUUCCAAACAUCUGAUAACAUUUUUCUGUAUAUUCAGCGUCUCUGUUGUUUUUUCAGGCCCUUUUGUUUGGCUAAAGUUCAGUUAGAUGAGAUACCGUCCUAUGUGUGUGUGUGUUUUUGUGAGUGCAUUUGUGUUUGAGCAUCGUCAUAGUAACAGAGCACUGCGUAUGUGUGUGUGUGAGUGGGCGGGGGCGGUGCGUCCUUGUGUUUUCCUUCCUGUGUUUCUGGGUGCAGCCGUGCAGGGUGCUGUGGUUUAAACCAAACCCUCCGACCCUCCCAGUCUGACCAGUAGGAUGAUUUAUAAACACGUCAAACCAGAAACACUCAACCGUCCCAGGGCUGCAGCUGCAGAUUCACUGAACACACGCUCUCAGUUCAAACUGAGUGAAGUUUCAUAACUGAUAAAAUGAUUACAUAAGUAAUGAGAUCCUUGAGGAAUAGUCUAUGAAUAGGGAUGCUAAAAAUAUAUUAAAAUUAGGAACAUGUGGAUAAAUAGACAUGUUUAAUUGAUAUUUGAUCAUCUUCAUUUAGUUCAUCAAUGUGUAAAUGCUUUGGUGACACCGACGCCAAGAGACAUAGCAGACAACCAUACGACUAUAUGAGAGUGUGGCUCCUUUGAAAAAGUCACAAAAGUUACUGUGAAGGUCCUCUCCUAUCCUCUUUUUCCUAAAUCUGCAAAUGUCUCAGGCUCAUGUGAAGGUCGAUGUAAGGAGUUAUGAAAUGACAAUUAAAAACUCAGGGAGAGGUGUGACACCACUCAGGUAAAGAGGCGGAACAAGACGGCCUCCAGCCUCUCUGACUAGAGGUCUGAUAAAACCUCGUGUAACUCUGUAAAUGAUUUCUAAAGCUUUGAAUAGAGUUGUUACAGAGAAUUAUGGGUCAUCUUCCUUUUUCUCCUAUCAUUAAGGAGUGUCUUUAACUGAAGGAGUUAAAGACCCAAUCCAAUGAAAAUUGUGUUUUUCUUGGUGUCUACAUGUACAUAUGGCAUUUUUGUGAUGCUACAGGACAUAUGAGAAAACUAAGUGAAAAAUUGCAUUUCUGAGUAUUUCUGCAUUCAAAUCACUGUAAACUUCUCACAAACCAAAACGGCAGGUUCAGACACAGUGACACAAUCAGACCAAUAACAGUGCGUUUGUUUGUUUUCAUUUUCUAACUUAACUUUGACAUUUAGAGGAAGUAAAAAUUAUGUUAUCUUAAAGUAAAAGUGUGUAUUUUUAAUACUAAAACAGGAAAUAAGGUAACUGAUAAGGUUACCCAGAAUUGUUCUGGAAAUUAUUUUACAGUUGACCAAAAUUUUACAGUUGAUGUUUAAAGACAUACACAUAAUCUCCAAUAAUAUAUGCAUACACUGGAAUGUGUAUAUUAGUCUUGACAGAUCACAGUUUAUACGUGUUUAUACAUUUAUACAAGCAAACCCACACACGCUAUUUUAUGUCAUAAUGACAAUGUUGGCUCAGCUGUCAGUCAAAUCCCCGCCCGCCCACUCAUACUUUCUGCUUCGUCCUUUUUCCUAAAUAUCCUCUGUUUCUGUUUUUCCUCUCUGUGUUUGAGAGAGAAGAUCCCUGAAGCCUUCUCUGACACAGAGUUUCCUUUGUGCGACUGUGAACAGGCUGUAAUCAGUGUUAAAAAAAAAAAAAAAAAACAGACAGGAGGCAGUGAACGCAUCAUGAGCCAGUGUCAUAUGGCUAUGAAUAAAAUAUGUGAAUGUCAGAGAUAAGUAGGCCGAACCUCCUCUUCUCUGUUCACAAUCAGGGUUCAUUCAUUCACUUCUAUCAGUGUGAAACAGGCACGUGUACAAAAUAAAAGGCAGGUUUUCAACUUUAAAGGUUGGUGAAUCAGACAGGCUUCAAAUUAUAGUUUAUGCUGCACAUAAAACCAAAUCCAUGUGAAAAUUGAAAUGAUGAAUUUACAUCAUUCAGAUCCAUAAAGGGCCAGAUGAAACGCUCCAGAGACGGUAGAGAGGAUAAACUGAGCCAACUUCCUCUCUUAGGUAGUUCAAAAUGACUGACAACCUUUUAGACUUCAACUGGUCUGUAAAAUGAUGUCUGAUGAGAGUGAUUUUACCUGCAGGUUUGAAUCUGACAGGUGUCUGAUCUGAUCUUUCACCUGUAUGUAAACCUGUUUGACAGGGGUGAUCAGAAAUCUGCAUUUCAGAGCCAGUUGCCUGGAGACCAAAGUUAGAGGGGCUACACUGUAAAGACAGAAUGAGAGGGUAAACCGGGUCUGAGGUAUCAGUAUGAUGGAGCUGGUUCUGAAAUGCAGAUUUAGAUCAGUUAACACAAUGUUGUUGCACUCCCAUUGAUAUCAUAACAAAACUUGUAUACAUCCCACCCAAGGCAACGGCUGAAGUUCCAUGUGAUGUUCUCCAUGAUGCUGUUGCAGACUCAACAUCCUAAGGCACUAGUAAUAUCAGGAGACUCCAACUCUGCCCUGACUCAUUUUACCCAGUUUGUUGACUGUCUACCAGAGAAACUAAAACCCUGGAUACAUGCCAACAUCAAAGAAGCUUUCAGACCACCACUGGGCAGGGCAGAGAGAUUCAGAAGAUCCUUUGUACCAAGAGCCAUCAGCCUUUUUAAUUCUUCUAUUAAUAGCAGAUAAAUGAAGUCCCCUUUGGGAAUAAAUAAAGUUCUUGUAUCUGCAUUAUUGUCCUCCCAUACUGGAGGCAGCUAUGUUGCCUUUUAGUCUGAUUAAGAGUGCAUAUUUUUGGGGAAAUUACGUCAAUGGGAAGUCCCAACUGAAAAGACUUUAGAAGUUUUUCCAGUUUCUUUGAAAGCUGCUAUUAUUUGAUCAAAUACACCAUUAACUUUUGUGUGUGUGUGCGUGUGUGUCCUGUAUUACAUGUCCUCUAUAAAACCACUCUGAUUGAUUGAUUGAUUGAUUGAUUGAUUGAUUGAUCGGUGUAUAAACACAUGUAUUUAACCUGUAAAAGUAAAGUUAAAUUAAAUAUAGUUAUUUAUUUUGUAACUUUGUCAAACUAAAUACCAACAAUAGAGGAAGCAUAAAGCAAAAGUUCAGACUUUUGUUGUUCAGUUCAUCAUGAUGUUCUUUGAUUGACACUCUCAUUAUGCGCUUUCUCUUUGUGGUUUAAUGUGGGGGUGUCCACAAACUUGACAGGGCUGUUUUUUUCCAGAGUUCUGUUAGAGCGGGACAGAGCAUCAGAGCCACACUAGAGAGUGAAUAAAUCAGAGAUUUAAAGCCUGUAAUAUACAGAGAAUGAAGUUGUUUUAUGGCUAAAACAGGAUUGGUCUGUGUAAUAUUUUGAAGGGAGUAUCAGUUUUUUCUGUUUUUUUUUUUUAUCAGCCGUUCUAUUUAAUCAAUGACGUCAACCUUUAAUAUGAGUUGCAGAGAUUUAAAAGAAAUUAUUUGCUAAAAAUACUCCAGAAAUGAGCUUGUUAGGAGCAGAAAUGCUCUGGCUGAACUUUUCUGUUGGGUUUAGUGUUGAGAGUUGCUCUAUAGAUCGACUGCAUUAGUUGUUUUGGUUGAGCUUUUGUGCUUUGAAGCAUAAAGAGUGGGCUUUAUUGGAAUAUAAAAUGUCAUACUGAUCAUCAGACAGUCACAAUAACAAACAAUAUCCUAGAGCUAACUUGAUUAUAAUCUGUUUGUCUGCAUUAAACUCUCACAUUUCUGCCUAUAUUGAUUUGUUUAUGACAAGCGAUGGAGGCUUUCUGGGACACUAAGUGAAGUCCAUACUCUCGAUCAUAGAGGCUGAGUGUCUCUCCGUCAUUCUGCAGCCGGUCCUUCUCUCCAUGCGUGUCAUCUGAGCUGAUGCUUUGGCUGGCCGUCCUCCUCCGUCAGACUGAGCCAAACCGAGCCGAGCGAGCCAAACUGAGCCGAGUGAAAUCAAAGCUCUGAGCAUGUCCGUGCCUCUCCUCUCUGCGCUGACAGUGAAGGGCUCAUUGAGCUCAGUGCUGAGCUGAUCGUGGAGUAAAAAUCAAAACCAGCCCCGUAUUAAUGUCUGUCAUCUCACUGUGUCCCCCCCCUCUCCAACAUCUGCUACAGCUGGAGUCAAAUCAGGACGGAUGGAGGGGAAGAAUGAUGUCCUCUCAGCUCGGUUUAAUGUGUAAAAUCUGUUUCGCAUGUUUGGUUUGAUGCUGGUUUCGCCCAUUAUAGUAAUCAUAACUGUUAAAAACAACAGAUGGUUGAUAAAAGAAACAUUUCUUUAUUUAAUACAUUAAAAUAACUGAGAUGGAGAGAAGCAGAAGGAUUUUUUUUUCAUGCUACAAAGCCUCUUCAUGAUCCACAGCAAGCAUUUCAGGAUUUCAGACUGUAUCUCUGCUGUAGUGUUGUCAAAAGCCCCUCAACGACAGAUUCAGAGCCAAGUUUACCUCAGAGUUAUACAAACCAGGGAUUUGUCCAGCUGUGUGACACCAAAUAUGUUUAAUAGGGGAGCUUUACAGCUGUGAAUAAAGGUGCAAGAUGAUGUGGAGUGCAGAGGCUUUACAGUCAAAGAUAGAGGACAAUACUCAAGUCCAGUGUUGGGACAGUCUGACUCUCAGCCUUGAGAGAUUGUUGGGACAAUGUUCAGCAAUUGGCUGAUAAUCUGUGUCAGUGAUUAACUUCACAGAUGUCUGAUAAGAUGGAUUAAUCAAAAAGUGUGCUGCUUUGGCUCAGCUGACAGUGUCUGUCCCUCUGGAUCUGAUUUUACUCACCAGUCUGCCUAAUGUCCCGCCCACAGCACUAUCUGAUUGGCUGGAUGUCAAACAGCUGUGUGACAUAACUGUUAAAGGGAUAUUCUGGCGUAAAAUUAAGUUAGGGUCAAACACACCGUGACACCAAGAGAUGAUUUAUCAAAGAGACUAAACACAACUCACCGUCUCUCUUCCAGCAGCUGCUUGAGUGUACGGAGACCUCCAGGCAAGUACAUCAACUGCAGUGGAGUUUCGAAGCUCAAGGAAGAACAUUUGUGAUUAUUUCUUCAUGGAAAUGCAAUCAGACAGAGACGCUAAGGCAAAAGAACUACCACCUCUGCAGUGCAAAAUGAUUAAUAUGAUGAUUAUUACUUUAAGGAAAUGAUGAAAAAAUGUCUGACCCGUGCUUGCUCGAAUGCAGAAGGGAGGAGUCGAUGAUGCUUAUUACAACAGGGCUGAUUGUGGGCUCAGUCACCUGCAGGAGAUGUGAAGGUGUCGGAUUGAGAGAAAUAUUGUCAAUAGAUGGCGCCCUUGCUCACUUAUUUUACUGUUCUGUGAAAGGUUGCUCUGUGCGUGCCGAUGUGACGUCAUUAUGCUGUAUGUACGCCUUGUUGUGUAAUCAGAAGAGUGGGCACGGUAACUGGAGUUGUGUUUUACGCCAGAGUGUAAACAAUGAAACCUCCUGUACUGACCUCAAUAAAUAAGUCAAAGGCUAAAGAGAAAAGAUUGAGUCAGGUAAACGAGUCACAAUCGGAAUAUGUGUUUACAUGGACGCGUUUCGGAAAAACGAUCGGCAUAAACCACCUCUCUUGAUCGGAAUACAAUUUCUUUCCGAUUGAGCCGAAUUGGAUCAGAAUCUUCCGAUCGACAUGUUCACAUGACGCAUUUUUAUUCUGAUCGUGCAUUAUUCCGGUUAUUUGUGCCCAUGUAAACCCAGCUAUUAACAUUCUUAAACUAAAGGAAAUACUGUAUUUACUAUAGCUUAAAGCUCAAGAUAAUUUCAGGAUGUUUAAAGCGACAGAUUUAACGUGGUGUAGGUUUCAAGUAAUCAGGGACUAAAUUUCAGGAUUUUGCUCCUUUUAUAGAAAAAGCUGUCUGAGUAAAAGAUGUUUUACAGACUAAAACCUUACGAUCACAUCCUGAAGCUGCUCUGGUGGAUCUGCUGCAGCUUUCUCUCCUCUGUGCUGAGGAGGACGUCCACUCAUCAGCAGCUUUGGAAAUUUAAAAACACUCAUUCAAUCGUAUUUAUGGGAAGAAUAUUUGGAUUAAGGUUCUGACUCAAACACCAAAUUAAGCUGUUUUAUAGAAGACGAUAUGUUCUUAAGUAUUUUUUGAAAUCAUAACAAGAAGCUUCCAGAAAGUGUGACAACUUUUGAACUGUUGCACUUUAAUUUACCGGAGGUCUGUUUUUGACUCUACUGCUGACUCUGCAAAGUGCACAGUUAUCAGCUGUGCAUGAAAUCACUUCUUCUUCUCCCAAUUCUGUUAACAAGAGCAGAAAAAUCGAGAAGUCUGUGUUUCUAAAAUAUUUCUUUCUGUCUCCUUCCUUAGAGACGACAUGGGAGAGACCAUCCAGUGCACCUGGGACCCCCAAAACCCCCCUCAAACACAAGAACUCCCUCCCAGCAGGUAAAGCAGAUCUCUCUCUCUCUUUCCGUCUCUUUCUGCAUCUAAAGUCACCAUCCCUCUAACACCCUCAUGUUUCAGCGCCCCGAGGCUGUGAAUUCUCUUAAAAUUCCUCAGAGGCACAAAGCAGCCGCUCAUGAGCUCCAAACAGACACUUCCUGUGACUAAUUUUAUCUGAAGCCUCGACCGCAGAACUGAGCCUCCUCUGUCCUCCUGUUGGCUCCGCUCUAAAGACAGAGACGCUCACACAGAGACAGGACGGUUUGUGACAUGUCCCUCACUCUGCCAACGGCUGGAAGCAGACCCUCGCUCAUUUAUACCCUCUCCUUAAAAAUCAACCUCUGAGUUUCACCUCAUACCAAACAGGAAAAAACUUUAUUAUUGUCUCACAAAUCAAUGCUUUUCAGGAACUUUUUUAAUCUAACACAUAAUUUUAUUCAAAGUUUGUUCACCCAUAGAGAUUUAUCUAUUAGUUACAAUCUUUCCUUCAGUCCACAGCAGCUACAAGUUCUCUUCUCUUUUGUACAUCUUCCUAUAUUCUUGUGUUUUUCCAUUGUUGAGACUUUAUGCUUUGUAUCCCCCUUUUUCUGUACGGAUAAGUUCAAGCUUAUUCCAUAUAACACCUGGACUCUUCUACUAGGGAGCCAUGCUGUAGUAAUGCACGCAGAGUGUAUUUGGACAUUGUCUUGCUGUGAUAUAAAAGCCUUUCUUGAAAAAGUACGGAUGGUAACAUUUGAGGCACCAAAAUAUUUUCUAGCAUUAAUGGAGAUUUCCUAAAUGAUUUCCAUGCCAUGAUAACUUAUGCAUCCCUUUACCAUUAAAGGAUGCUUGCUUUUGAACUGUGAGCUGAAAACGAGCUGGAUGGUCCCCUCCUCUAGGGCUCAGGACUUAGGGUCCAUGAUUUCCAAAAGGGAAUGUCCAAUUAUCAUUCAUAAGACCACAGCAGAGUUUUCUGCUUUGCCUCUGUCCACCAUGAGCUGAACCGUUUCAACCUACGUUAUAGAUGCAGUGAAGUGAGUGUAGAGAAGUGAUUUUAAGCUCAUGCAGUGACCGCUACUUCAGAGUCAUGUCAGUUUUUAAUGCAGUGCCUCCCGAGGGUCUAAAGAUAACAACCAUCCAGUGUUGUACCAUUUUUUCUGCCAAUUCUCUGCCAAUUAAAUCUUCAAAUUUUUUACUAAUUUAUGCUGAGUGAAAUUUUUCUGCUGUGUGUUUAUAUUUUUCACUUGCUCAUGCCGUCUCUCACACAGUGAAGAGCCUCUUUCUAUCUUUACCCAGUGCUGGUUUUACGUCCAUUUAUGUUACCAACCUGUUGCAUAUUGACCUACUGUAAAAUUGGGUGUAAAAGAUGUACUUUUAACACUAUUUUUGUUAUUUAAAAAGUGAGUUGGGUACUUGACCCCAGUGCGGCCAAUACACCAGUACAGAAUGCAGUGAGAGUUAUCCCAUUGUGUAAGAAGAUUGGUAUAAGGAGCGAACAACUGAUCUUGGUAAAAUGGUUAGCGUGGGACAAGUCUGUCCAUGCCUCAUGCUUCUCUUCUCAGUUCAGCUGUACUGGUAGUUAGCAGGAUAGUGAAGAAGCAGAUGGUUUGAAUAAGAUCUUCACAGCUGUAGAUAAACUGUGCAUUGUGGACUUUGUUGAAUGCAGUGCAUAUCUUCAUGCCAGAGGACAGUUUAAGCCCUUUUGUCCUGGGACACCACCAACUUGCACACAUUAUUUGAACAAGUAAAAAUUAAGUUUAGCACUGUUUUUUUCAAACUUUGAAGCAAAAUAGAUUUUCCAUGUAUCAACAAAGCCAUAAAGUAAUGAAAUGUCUCUCUCUCUGGUCUCUCCUCAGUGAAUGGAUUUCACUCAGGUGGGAGUCCGUUGCAUCAUGCAGAGAAUUCUCACAACAGUCUGAUGAGGAAGAGCAGCACAGAACCACAGGUGAACCCAUCUGACUGUCUGACUGUUAGUCUUCCCUGGCAACUUAAAAAAAAAAACAGUAAAAAAAUAUGCUGAGUGAUCAUAAACUCUGACUAAAAGAGGUUGAGCCAUGGUCAACUGUUUCCACAAACUAAGAUAACCCUGAUGACGUCAAGCACAGAGAGACGAUCAGAUGUGACUGACGCACUCAAGUCUGAUUUAGAAAUACUUCAUUUCCUCCCAAGGAGAAAUUUAAAUGCACAAGGAAAUCAUAGAACACGACAUAACAAAUGUAUUUGUUAAACAAAAGGCAUGACAGUUUUUACAGAAAGUAUUGCAUAGAUAUUGUCAGCGUUGCAGAGUUAAAAUACACUCACCGGCCACUUUAUUAAGUACACCUGUCCAACUGCUCGUUAACACUUAAUUUCUAAUCAGCCAAUCACAUGGCGGCAACUUAGUGCAUUUAGGCAUGUAGACAUGGUCAAGACAAUCUCCUGCAGUUCAAACCGAGCAUCAGUAUGGGGAAGAAAGGUGAUUUGAGUGACUUUGAACGUGGCAUGGUUGUUGGUGCCAGAAGGGCUGGUCUGAGUAUUUCAGAAACUGCUGAUCUACUGGGAUUUUCACGCACAACCAUCUCUAGGGUUUACAGAGAAUGGUCCGAAAAAGAAAAAAUAUCCAGUGAGCGGCAGUUCUGUGGGCGGAAAUGCCUUGUUGAUGCCAGAGGUCAGAGGAGAAUGGCCAGACUGGUUCAAGCUGAUAGAAAGGCAACAGUGACUCAAAUAACCACCCGUUACAACCAAGGUAGGCAGAAGAGCAUCUCUGAACGCACAGUACGUCGAACUUUGAGGCAGAUGGGCUACAGCAGCAGAAGACCACGCCGGGUGCCACUCCUUUCAGCUAAGAACAGGAAACUGAGGCUACACUUUGCACAAGCUCAUCGAAAUUGGACAAUAGAAGAUUGGAAAAACGUUGCCUGGUCUGAUGAGUCUCGAUUUCUGCUGCGACAUUCGGAUGGUAGGGUCAGAAUUUGGCGUCAACAACAUGAAAGCAUGGAUCCAUCCUGCCUUGUAUCAACGGUUCAGGCUGGUGGUGGUGGUGUCAUGGUGUGGGGAAUAUUUUCUUGGCACUCUUUAGGCCCCUUGGUACCAAUCGAGCAUCGUUGCAACGCCAAAGCCUACCUGAGUACUGUUGCUGACCAUGUCCAUCCCUUUAUGACCACAAUGUACCCAACUUCUGAUGGCUACUUUCAGCAGGAUAAUGCGCCAUUUCAUAAAGCUGGAAUCAUCUCAGACUGGUUUCUUGAACAUGACAAUGAGUUCACUGUACUCAAAUGGCCUCCACAGUCACCAGAUCUCAAUCCAAUAGAGCAUCUUUGGGAUGUGGUGGAACGGGAGAUUCGCAUCAUGGAUGUGCAGCCGACAAAUCUGCGGCAACUGUGUGAUGCCAUCAUGUCAAUAUGGACCAAGCUCUCUGAGGAAUGCUUCCAGCACCUUGUUGAAUCUAUGCCACGAAGAAUUGAGGCAGUUCUGAAGGCAAAAGAAAAAAGUUGUUGCAUAAUCGGAUUCUAAACAAUGUUUUUUUUUAUAGGACUUUCAACAUUUAUGUAAGUCAUAUAGCAACUUAUGAAGUAAUAACUUAGAUGUAAUAAAAGCUCAUAAUGCAAUAAAAUCAUGAGUGGAUAACGUAAUAACAUCUUUAUGUUUAAUAUAAUAACGUAAGAGUUGAUUAUUCUUUGACAUUAAGAACUUUUAUUACGUUUAAGUGAUUUCAUUGUGAGUUGCUACAAGUCAUAAACUAAAAAUGCACAAAAAUUAAGAUUCAAGAUAUUUUAUUGUCCUCCGGUUAUACAGGCGUGUGAAAGUUUUGCUGGACGGCUCCAUUUAGAGGGCUACAUGAAAAAUUUAAGAUAUAUGAAUUAUUAUAAAAGAAAGAUAUUAAAUCAUGCAGUGAAUAAUAGAAGGUAAGUGUAUUUUUAAGUAUUUAUGCUGGAAAGUAACUAGCGCUAGAGCUGAGGGAAUAGUUACAUUUCAAUAAGAAUCUUGGUUAUGGCUUCACACAGUCAUAAAAAUAUGAGAACUGGGACUGAACUAUUACAGUACCUGCCAUGUUGUACUCGUUUUGUCCCUCGUAGCGGAUAGAGCGUACCUUAAAGGGAUAUUUCGGUGUAAAUUUAAGUUUAGGGUCAAACACACCACAACAUUGAGUUAGACACCCCCUCGAGAGAUGAAUGUUGCCGACUGCUUGCUUCUCUAGUUACACCAACUUUAGUAACGACCGCACGAUGGCAAUACACAGUGGUCUACAUCUCCAUGUAAAAACCUCAACCAAAACGCCACUCUUUAACCACAAAUAAUGCUCAGAACAGCAGCUAACUUCAUCAACAGUACAUAUAGGGUCCCAGCCAUAGAACUAGCCACCAAACAUCAUUUUCAGAGACCAAAACACAACUCACCCACUCUCCUCCAGCAGCAGCUUGUUUGUGAGGGAGCCCUGACGAGUUGAUCACCGAGUGCAGCGGAGUUUCGCGGCUCAAGGAAGAACAUUAAUGAUCAUUACUUCAUGGAAAUGCAAUCAGACUGAGACGCUAAGACAGAAGAACUACCGUGUCUACAGUGCAAAAUGAUUAUUAUGAUGAUUAUUACUUCAAGGAAAUGAUCCGCUGUACUUAGUGAUCGCCUGACUUAAUUUUACGCCAGAAUAUCCCUUUAAGUCAAAGCUCUUACAGGGAAGUGAAGAAUUGAUGCAUGGUCUCUUUCAACCCUAUUAUUGCCACAUUUUUCAUAGAGAAUAUCCAUUUAGACAGAUGUGCUUUGGUGAACAAAACAAGAGUUUUAAUUCCUCUACAAAGCUUUUAAUAUGUGUCUGUGAUGUAGCUGUCAAAUCAUGAGUAAUCAUUCUUUAAAAAUAUGAUACCAGAUGUAUUAGCUGUUUCUGGUUCAAAAAUCAUCAUCCUCCAGACAAAAAUCCAUAUUUCUGUACAGAUCUUUUCUGUUAUGUCCGACUCAUAAGACAGCAAUCUGAACUAGUCAGUGUCAAAAACAGGAACUUUCAGUGACACACUUUGUCCAUAAGGAUUAUGUUUCAGUGUCUACAGCCUGCUUUUCUAUAGAAGGAUGAACUGGAGACACUUGAACACUUUUAGUACAUUUUAGUCACUUGGAUCCUGAGAUAUAUAAAGCGAAGUGUCAGGUGAACAAACAGACUGUAAGUUCAUUUUUAUAAAGUCUGAACAGCUUGUGUUUGAUAAUAAAAACAAGAGAUGAUGUUUACUUUCCUCUCUGAGAUGAUCAAACCCCCGCUCUCUCUCUCUCUCUUUCUCUCUCUCUCUCAUUAUAAGCAGAGAGGCUGAUGGUAGUUAAAGCAGAUUAAUCCCUCCUACAGUAUCUGCUCCCCUGAUCGUAAUUAACCAACAAUCCACCCACCACUUUUUCACUCAGUAUCCUCAUUUCUCCCCUGUACUGCAGCUCCAGAGCACGCCAUAAAACACACACUCAAACACUGAAAAUUCAAGGUUUUCUUUUCUACCUGACUUUUUCUGCAAGAGAGGAAGUUCAAACUCAGAUUCUUCAUAUCAUAUUUUUUAUCCUAAUUUCAGUUUGUCUCCUCAUACUGUUUCUUUGUCCUCAAACAGAAGUUUAACAAUCACACACACAGAAAGAGAGGCAGCCAUGUGUUGCUUUGCUCUGCAGAACUAUCCUCCCUACUCUGCACAGCAACACACACACACACACACACAUGCUAACACACACACACACACACACACAUUUAAACACGCCAGCAGCAGCAGCAGCAGCGGCAGAACCAGAGAGAACAGCAGACAGACGCUCAGCGCUCGCCGGGAAAACAACUGUCUUUGUGUGUGUGUGCUGGUGCUGCUGUGUGUGUGCGCGUGUGUUUGUGCGUAGGGAGUCAUGUCUGACACGGAGGACGGAGGUUUUGACGGGGCAUCCUUUUUCUCUUCCCCACAGAGUCCGGGAUCAACGUCGCCCACUAGGAAGCAGAACAAGGAGACCACAGUGACGGUGAGUGGAGCAACUAAUGCAACUCUUUAACUAACCAUGAACUCGCUGCUCUCGCUACAGGAGCCCAGAGGGGCCAGAUGAAAUGCAAGCAGAGGGAGAUUAAGUGCUUUUACCUGCGACAUUAGAAAGAUAAUGAAGGAAUGUGUAAUUUCCAGGAGUGCACAGGUGAGAUUUAAUUUUCCAGGUGCGUGUUUUAAGCCUCAGUCGUGGGCAGAAAUCGCAUAAAAACUUAAAUCCAACCUGUUUAAACACAAAAACUAACUCUUACCUGUUAAAAAGCUGUAAAUCUGUUAAAUAUGUAUCCACUGCUGAGAGGUGCAUGCUGCUUGUUUUCUGUUGCUAGUAUACACAUGGUGACGUCAUCCCCUCCAGCAUCCAGAUGAUUUCUGUUGUCAGGUCGUUGCUUCCUGUUGGCUCUCAGUAAACAGCAGAGCAGCUCCUCAGUUUCUCUCACUCACUGUAAUUUUUUCACUGUAUAUGCGAAACUAAAAGCUUGAUCUCUGCUGCCAUGGCAACCACAGUGAUGCCGCUGAUAUGCACGUGGUGGAAAAAAAAAAAGAAACAUAAGAGGAUGAUCUGCUGAAUAAAGAUUUAGUUUAUGAUUAGGAGGAAAUGAUUUGCGAAGCAGGACAUGUUCCUGUAUCCACAUUUCAAUCAGGUUUUUUAAUCAUCUUUUUGCUUUUCUAAUUUUUUUAUACUGAGGUACUGGUCAGUAAAAUCUAUCGAAACCAAUAACUUUAUAUUUCCCUUUCUCGUCAUAUGUGACAUUUAGCUUGAAUUGGAGUAUACAAUGCAAAAUAAGACGUAAUAAUGAAGCUUCGACUUGAUAAGAAUAAUAAUUCUCUUUUUUUUUUUUUUGAGCGAAUACUGAGUCUCUUCCUCUGAGCUUUAAUUUAUAUAUCAAAAUGUAUUUACUCAUGAAGUGAAUGUCAAACCUGCCAAACCUCAUGUAUAGGUCCGCAGGGUCCUUUGAAAAGUAUAAAAGUCACAGAAUAAAUUUAGAACAGAUUUAAAAAUAUUAAAAUGUCAUAAUGAGCAGAUAAAUAUUUUAAUGGGGAUCAUAUUUUGAGAUUUAGAUUGAUCUAGGGCUGGGCGAUAAACCCAAAAUUUACCAAUACUGAAAUUUACGACAAUAACCCGACGUCAUUUUGCUCAUGUCAAUAUAUUCGGUGUCAAAUAAAUAAAUAAAUAAAUAAAAAGUCGGUUUUGAAUGUGUGAAGUAGGCUAUGGUCUCAUGUCCCUUUAAGACGCUGUUCUAUGUUAGAGACGUGACUCCACCCCAUCCAGUCCGUAACAAAGAGGGAAAGACAGGAGAGGAGACGCAGGACGGUUCAAAGCUGUAGAAGCUGGAGCGGCGGCUGAAGUAGACGAAGUUAAUGUGGGAGGGGCUGAGCAUCUUGUGGAGUAAUUAUCAUCUAUUUAUUGUUAUCAAGGGGAGCUGCUCAAUAUAUCGUGAUAUUGAUUUGAGGCCAUAUCGCCCAGCCCUACAUUUAGCAAUGGAAAACAGCUGACUGUAAACAGUUUGUCAAAAUAAAGCUAAUUUUAAGUCCGACAGUGUUUGACAGGAGUCAUAAAAACUAAGGAUUGUUAACCUUCACAGUCUGUUAAAACUCCCUAGUUAACAUUUGUAGAUACAUAUUAAAAUAAAGUUAAAAAUGUUCCUUACAUAACCAGUGACAGCUCAAUAAUGAUUCUAAGAUCUAUAAAAUGGUUUUAAAAUGUAUAGAUGCUGAGUAACAGGACGAGCUGUAGAGGUUUGAGACAGCUCUGCCGAUGAUGGACCACACUCAAAUGUGUCUUGACAACUUUGCUCAAAUGUGUUUCUGAUAUUUUAUCCAGAAAAAGCCCUAAAAGCUCUGAAACUCUGUCUAUAUCGAGCACAACAGUAUACAAAUCCAAUACUGAGUACUUCUGCUGCCCCACUCUGAGCCGAGGACAGAGAUUCACUUGUUGGAGAGGGAGUUAAGUGAAAGGUCGGCUGAUCAAGGUCACCUAAGGUCAGGAGCGAAAGGGCUGCAAACAGUGUGUGAGUGUGUGUCCAUGUUAAUGCAUCCUGGUCCUCUCCAAAGGAAUUGUGGGUCAGUUUAAGCCCUGUUAGCUGUCCAUCUGUGGACCUCAGCAGUGAUUAAACAGACUCCACUUCCUCCAACAAAUUAUAAGCUUCAUAAUCCAGGAUACGGUUGAGCUGGAGGCAGUUUUCUUGUUUUUCUCGUGCCUUUCUAUCUCACAACGAGCUCUGGGAAAGUCAUCAGCAGAAGUGAAGUGGUCGAUCUGCUCUGAAAGGUUUUGGCUUUCGACAGAAGUUUCACUCAGAGGUUUUCAAGAAGAAGAGUUCAUCCUCUCUGCAGGCUGAGAUCUCCUGAUGUUAAUGUCUGAGAGGAAUAAAGCAGCGACUGUUUGUCCUGAACCUGCAGUCUGUUUGAAGACAGGACUUCUUAUAUGUGCCCUGUCUUUGAAUUUUGUAGUUUAUUUUAUGUUUGUGCCUCUUCAUCCUCCUUCUUCAAGUCAACCUUGGGCAGCUUUGACGUCAGACACUUUACCUUCUCACUGUGAACACAGUGUAUGAGGUGUAGAUACUUCAGGCUGUGCUCUUUAUUCCCGUUUCUGCUCAGAAAACUGAGCGCUCUUACAGAAUAUGAUGUGAAUUUUUAUCAGAGAUGUCCUUUGAGUUUUGUGUUUUCAUUCUGCCCCAUCUCUGGUCUGUGUCCUUAAGUGUUCCCACGGUGACCAUCUUCAUGAGCUCAUCUUAGUGACCUCACCCACUGGUUUAUGAGGUGGAGUUUUGAAGCCUAUCAGAGGCGGUCGCCAUAUCGGAAAUGGUGACUCAACCUAGCGUCAGGGCUUUAAACCUCCUCGCUAAGACCUGCAGUGUGUGUGCCUGUCAGUCUAGCCUUCAAAUGCAAAACUCAUAAUCUCCAAAAGACCUCCAAAAUCAAUGGUUAAUAAAAAUUCACCCUCCAGUGUGUGUGUGUGUGUGUGUGGAGAAAAUUGAACUUUUUGUACCAAAACUGUACAAGGCAGGAAACAUGUUUAUUUUUGCUGCUAAGAUUGGCUUGUUUGAACUGGUGUGUAUGUGGCUUUCAGUGCUUUUGGAGCCAGCCUCAAGUGGACAUUCAAGGAACUGCAGUUUAGCACUUCCAUGCUGGCUUCAUUUCGAUAGACCAGAAGUUAAAUUCAGAGAAAAAAUAAAUUCAUCAGCAUACGCUAAGCAUCCCUAAAAGCAUGUUUUCUUUUGCAUUGUUUCUGUUAUUGCUGUUGUUUAUUUACUCUAUCCUUUUAUGUUCCAUUUUCAUCUGCAGCUGGUUUCCUCUGGAGCUGUUUUAGCUUUACGCGUCUGAAUUUGCUGUUUUCUCUCAAAGAGAGCCUAUCUCUGCAGACAGGCUCGCCUCCACUGCCACUUCUGAUUUCCCUUAAACUGGCACAAAUAUACAAACAUAUUUACGUAUAUAUUUCAUUUUCAUAGUAAUGUAUUUAGAAUUUUAUAUUUCUUUUCAAAGAGAUCACAAAUGUGUAUAUAUUAACCGUAAUGGGAUGAUCAUCUUCACUUCACUAAUUUUUAUCAAACUCUCAAACUUGUAAAAACAAGUCUUAACUGCUGAACUGAAGUAUUUAAGUUGAACUCACUAGUGAGUAGGGGUGGGCAUCACCAGUGGCCCCACGAUACGAUAAUAUCACGAUACUUGCGAUUUUUAACAUUUUGCAAUACAGUGAGUAUUGUGAUACAACAUAUUGCGAUUUAUACAAUUCUUUCAACUGUUUAGCUAAUUUAGCAUUUGUCUUUCCUUAAUGUUUGUCUUAUUUACACUGUAUUUUAUUUUCAUGUAGCACAUCAUGCAAACCUCUUAAUGUCAGGUCCAUCUCAUUUGUGCCCUGCUUUUAUUCCUAAUGUCUUUCCCCAGGUGCUGCUAUAUUCGUUGCACUAACUUUCUCCUGCUCUAUGAUGUCACCUCUUCCAACCUCAUUGGACAAACAGUUGAUUUUAUUUUUCCAUUAUCAUAGAUUUGACUUUAUAUUAACUAUUACUUUAAAAAAAUCGAUACUUGGUAAAUGAGAUGAUACAAGAUAUCACCAGACAAAAUAUCAUGAUUGUAUACUGUAUCGAUUUUUCCUCCCACCCCUACUAGUAAGCCAAACAAAUGUUACAAAAAAUAAGUAUUAAUGAAUUUUGAAAUCUUUAACAUGUUUGUGCUGGUGUUCCAGUUCCUGGAUAGAGUACGUUUUCUUGGACAUGAGGGUCUCAGUUUUGAUCAGGUUUUUAUGUACCCUGUUAUGUGAAAAGUGCUGGUCUAGUUUAAGUUUGAGGAUCUUUUUUUUUUUUUAGGAUUUUUGGUUUUAAUAAGACAGGAAAGCUUAAGAGUGAUGAAAUGUGAGGAUAGAGGGGGGAAAUGAUUGGCACCAAAUCAUGCCAGGAUGACCUGAGGAUCUUAGCCUUCGUACAUGUGGUCUACUGACUGUGCUCAGAUUCCGACUGAACUCAGAUUUUGCUACGUAGCGAACUCAGAAAGAACAAGAGAAACUAUGGCGUGAAUACACUUAGUCUCCGUUUUUGACCACUGCAGACUAUUGGCACAGUCACAACCUCAGAUAAGUUACUCCAGGAGCGACAACAAUGAAAAUCCCACAUAGACUCUGCACAAAAACAUGUUGAUACCAAACCAGGUUAGUAUUUGGCUUGUCAGGGGGUAUGAAACACCUGGUUUCUCUGUUUGCCUGUUAAUACCUUAUCCUGAACUCAAGUCCGUGUAAACAAUCUUAUUGUUGGUCUGUCCCAGAUCAGAAUAUGCACACAUUUAAAACUACAGAGUGCAUCAUCAAGAACCUUUUGUUUUAUCAGGAAAUUUCACAGAAGUAAGGAUUUAUAAAGUACGCUAAAUCCCUAAGUCAGCUGAUCCUCUUGCCGUUUAUAUUUUUAGCAAAUAGAUCAAAUGAAAGAAUUACAGCUCCUGAGAACAGAAGGUAGUGGAGUUACAUGCAUUGUGCAAAACUCUGCAGCUCACAGUGGGGCGUCCUGCAGCAACAUAAUGAAAGGCAGUCUGUUUCUUUUAGUGCUGUAGGCUGAAGUGAAAAAUUCAGAGUGUGUAUUUUAGAUUAAAAAAAAACUACACAAUGAAUACUCUGAAUAGUCAAGAGAAGUUAAUGAGCAGAGCUGAGCUGGUUUCAAAUGUCGCCUUAUCUUGAGUUUGUUCUCCAAGCGGCAGAUAUGAGAGUGUUUCCAAAGCAACCGAGUGCUGCAGACUACCUUAAAUACCAGAGCAGGAGUCCGUGUGUGUGUGUGUGUGUAUAAUCUGUCAGCAGACUCUCACAGAACUGCUGUACAUCUGCACGAGCCUCAAAGCAAACUCAACUGUUAUGAUCCAAAAAACUGCCCCAUUAAACCAACCUCCCUGUGGUGCUUUCUGUCUCUCUCUCUCUCUCUCUCUCUUUCCCCCUCUUCCAGAUAAACUGUGUGACGUUCCCGUCGUUGGCCGUGGUCGAGCAGCAGCUGCUGAAACCGAACGAGUGGAGCUACUGUGACUACUUCUGGGUAAAUUCACUGAAACAUUAAAGAGCCAGUAAAUGUCUUUUAUUCUGCCCUGCAGCACAGACUGGCUGUAAUUAUCUGACAGAGUACAUCAUUAAGGUACUGUAACCUGGAACCAAAACACACCUUUAACAGCUGACAACAGGCUGGCAACAAACAGCAGCUUAAAGUCACCUAAAGGGAAAAUAAAGUCACUGUAAUUCAUGCCAUGUACAUAUUCUGGUCAGAGCAGUGUAUAGUUCAAAUGUUUUGACAGAAACUGCACAUCCACAUGGACAGAUAUCAAUUACCAUUCAGGCAAACUUCACUGAAAAUGCACAAGAAGUCAGAAAAAUAAAUAUGUCACCAUAGUUACACCUCCCAUAGGACCAAUCAGAUGAAGGCAUGGCUAAUUCUGUCAUGCGUUUAAGUGAAUUUGUGUUAAUUUUAGGGUUACGGUUAGGGUUAAUUUUUAAGGCUGAAGAAGGAAGGUUGAGUUAAGGUGAUAAGCAGAGCCUCUCUGUUGUUUGUCAUGUAAGGGAUAAUGCAUGGCGAACCCUAAUGGAAGUUAGAACCACAAGUCCCGCCCUGAACCACAUGUUGAUUUCUAUAACUGCACUGCCAUGCUUGUAAGCCACCUUACACUGACACUUCCCCCCUCGCUCUGGUUUCAGACAUUAAAAAAUUACGCUAUGAAAUUGUAAAUGCUGUUGCCAGUGGUCUCAUUUUUGAGCAUCAGUAUAGAUUCAGAGUGUUGAUUGCAUUUUGGCAAUCACUGAAAUGAUCUCUUACAUGACUUUAUCCACACACAAAGCGAGUGUUAUUGCUCAUAUUUACGCUCUAAUGUUUCUGUAUUUAUAGUAUGCCACAUAUUUAUUGUGGUGUUUAUGCACAUGGUAGAUUUUCUUUGCAGGGCGCGGGGAUUUUACAGCCCUCGACCUCAGCACUAAAGCGUCUUUGUCAGUCCUCCAAAUCUCUCCUAACAGUAAAAUGUAGGUAAAUAAAAACCAUGCAGUGUGUACCUGUGACCCCUGAAUGUGACUCACGCAGAAAAACACACGCAUUCACACAUAAUUUGUAGUCUUAAUAAGAGGAGGCAAUAAUCCAAGGAGCCACUGCUCAUAAAGAUGUUUAUUACCUCUAAGAUGUUUAAAAUAUAUGUACCAAGUGUCGAUGAAACAUUCUGGUACGAGAGUGCUGCAAAGCAUGAGUUAAAAGUGUGGUAGAAAUGAGCAAUGACAGGCCUGAAGCUGCAUGAAUUUUUCAGCUUAAAAAAAACAAAUUUUAGUUUUUGCUUGUUUGGAGCAAAUAACGAUGCAGAAGAAUGAGGGACCAGUUUUACCAAAACAUGCAGCAGGAAUUAAAAGAUCAGCUUCAGCAGUGAGGGUCGAAGGACCUGAGUUUAAAAUCCUCUGUUCAGUGUUUUCUUACUUUAGCAUUUUUUCUUCUUCACUCUCUUUGUCAUCUCCUUUUUCCUCAGCUUCAUUCUCACUUCUCUUUGUUGUACUCUUGUUCUCCUCAUGUUUGUUCGUGACCUCAUCUUCAGUUUGUCUUUCUUGUUCACUUUCAUCAACUUCUGAUUCUUUGUCGUCCUCAUCUUGAAUUCGUCUUCAUUCUUUCUUUCUUUUCUUUGAUUGUACAGUCUUCUCCUCUUCUUUGUCAUUAUCGUCUGUAUCAUCUUCUCCAUUUCCUAAACUGUGGGAGCUAUCUUCUGCGUAGUCUUCUUCUACGUCGUUGUUUUCUCCAGCAUAGUCUUCUUCUACACCGUCAUCGACUUCUGCAUAGUCUUCUUUAUGUCAUCAUUAUCUUCUGCAUAGUCUUUUUCUACGUCCUAAUCUUGUGCAGACUCUUCUUUUACGUCAUUGUUAUCUUCUGCAUAGUCUUCUUCCAGGUCGUCAUCAUCUUCUGCAUAGUCUUUUUCUCGGUCGUCGUCUUUUGUAUAGUCUUCUUCUACAUCAUCGACUACUUCUGCAUAGCCUUCUUCUAUGUCAUCAUUAUCUUCUGCAUGGUCUUCUUUAAUGUCGUCGCGAUCUUCUGCAUAGUCUUCUUCAACGUCAUUAUGUUCUGCAUAGUCUUCUUCUACAUCAUUAUCUUGUGCAUAGUCUUCUAUGUUAUCUCCUGCAAAGUUUUCUUCUACUUUAUCAUUAAAAGGUAUCAACAUGGAUUUCAACCUAUUUCAUAAAUGUAAAAGAAAAAAACUCCUCAUAGGAGCUUUAAGCAGGUAAAUACUGUCUCUGAUCAAGACUUCAGAGAAUUUGAGAUCUAGAUUUUCCUAGAAAGCACUCAAAUACUGCAAUGAAGUACUGUAUGAAAUACACGGACAUGAACAUAAGAUUUGUGUAAAACUCAUAGUUUGCUGUAAUAUGUGUAUCAUAUUACAAUACUACAGUAUUUACAGGAUAUUUUUAAGAGCUUGUAAUAAAAACUACAGCACAGUAAAAUAAAAUGAAAAAGAAGUUUCCAAAGAAACUUUUAUCAUCUUUUCUGUUGCCGACAGGUGUUCAGUUCCGCGCAGCUCUGAAAUGCAGCGUAUUUCAUCAGACCAGGAAAAUUCUGAUUUUAUGAAAACAUCAAGGUUUAGUAGUUACCAGGUUACUGUAAACACUGACUCAUUUCUGAUUCUUUAAGGUUGUAAACAGCCUCUCCGUGUGUGAGGAAGCAGGAGGUCAAUGUAUAGGUGUGAUAUUGUCACCUUCCUGUUUCUUAGCGUGUGUAAUUUUGUGUGUUUCUCCCUCAGAGCGACAGAAAGGAUCUUCAGGGAAAUGGCAGCAUCAGCGGGUUUGAAGUCCUGCUGCAGAAACAGCUGAAGGGGAAACAGAUGCAGAAAGAGAUGGCCGAGUUCAUACGAGAAAGGUAUCACGCUGUCUUUUCUUCUUUUUUCACCCUCAGGUAACCAUGGAAACCACACAGCCAACACUCAACAAACCAUUUCCCCUUUCGUCCAAGCACAUCAGCGUGUUGCUCAACACAGGAAAUGAUCAUGGAAACAGUCAGGUUGUGUAAAUGUUGUGUGGUGAUGAAACUGUGUUGUUCCCUCUCUUAGGAUCAAGAUAGAAGAGGAGUACGCCAAGAACCUCUCCAAACUCUCUCAGAUCCCCCUCGCCAGCCAGGAGGAAGGGUGAGUGAACAGACUCGCCGAUGAAAUAACCCCCCUCUCUUUAUAUUGUGGCUGCACCUUUCCCCACACACACACACAAGAAAACAUACACAAACACUCUGUGAAGGAUGUGAACCAACUUUCGGUAAAGACAGACGUGUGUGUGUCACCUCCUGGAGGAGAAGAGUUUCACCUCGGCAGUCGACGUGGAGUUAAAGAGGCUGUGAAUCAUCCAUAUCUGGGCUCUUUCUUUCAAAGUUCAGUCAGAAUAUUGAUGCGAUGGUUUAAAGCACUCAAGAGGACAUAUAUUUCUAAGCAGGGUCAAAGGUCAAGGCCACCUGCUGUAAACAGCCAUGAAGCUGAAAGAGACAAAGCAUCAGAGUUGAACCAGCCAGUGAAGAUCCCCAAUUUGAUUAUGAUCCAUCAUGAUGGAUCAAGGCUGUCCCGGCAUCAGAUUUCAUCUCACGCUUUGAAGUUGCCAUAUUUCCUGGAUUGCAAACUUAUACUUUUAUUUUGAAGGGCACUACUUCCGUUAGCAGAUUAAGCUGAAAACAUACAGGAUCCGUAUUGAGUGCGUUCUGUCAGCGUCGCACCUCUGCUCCGUUGAGCAGCGCUGUCUAUCGCACACAGGAUGCGUAUUUGGAGCGUGGCAGCAGCGUAGUGGUCAGCUCGGCUCAGUAUAGAGGAAACAACAUGACCACAACAGGUUGUUUUGCCUUUCUGUGGUCGAUUUCCUGCUAAUCUGGAUAUAAUUCAGUGACUGAUGUUGACUGCGUGUGAAAGAGCAACAUGAUUUUACAGUUUCGGUUUUUGCAGGUUUACUCGUGUUUAAUAAAGUAAACUAUGUUCCUUUAUGCUGUUACCUUCAGACAGAGUUAGCAGUUGGAAGUCCUGUUGGGGAUUGACUAUCAGAUUGUUCUGUGAUACUGAUAAAUCCAUAACCAGGAAGUAUUUCUCAUCUACAUGAACUGAUUCACAAUUGGAAGUUCGCAUAUGGUGUUUUAUUUUGAAAUUUACCGGGUUACAUGUGCGGUUUUCAUGCUUGACAUCCUGUCUAGAACAAUCCUCUCUGUGUAGAUUGACACAUAUUGGAAGUGUAGAGCAGAUAAAAUAGACUUGGCUUGUAUCUUUAUCAGAGCCGGGCUUGACAUGCUUUUAAAACGGAGCUGCAACGGAGCUGAGACACGUCCUGUAUGCAAUACUUCAUUGAUUAGAAUGGCAACCUAUUUGCUGCAUGAUAUGCAACGCUGAUGGAACACGCUUAACACGGAUCCUGUAUCUUUUAGGCUUUAGUUACAGCGCUGAAUGCCAACAAUUUAAAGAACAGUUUGAAAGUACAACAGCUCAAUUGAUUAGAGAUCAAGAGAGACACAAGCUGCUUUUGGAUCACAAUAAAUGAGUUCAUAAAAGAGACAAUGAUGUUUUGUUUCGUGUUUUCAUGUCUGCGGUUUCAAACGAUCGGCUCUAAUGCCUCCACAAUUUUCUGUGGUACUGCAGCCUCCAGCCUGUAUCCCCAAGCUUGCAGAGGAGAAGACUUUUGAGUUUCAUCUUUGAGGAGUUAUAAAACAAAAGCUUGGAGUCGGCUUUGAGUGAUUGUGUUGGGUAUAAAUGUUGAAGUAGCCGGCCAAUUAGCCGGUCAGACAGACAGCUCUACAGUCAGCGAACCAGUCAGGCAAGACGCCCCAGAGAGAGUGGGUGUGUGAGACACUGAAGAAGUCUUGUAAAUCACUGCACUCUUUGAUCUGCGUCCUGCAGCAGACUGAAGCGUUAAACAGAGGGCAGGAGGGCAGGAGCGCCGAGAGAGGAAGGAGAAGAGGAAGAGGAGAGGGGGAUGUACAGAGGUGUGAAGAUGAGUCCAGUUUGAUUCGAGGAGACAGACUCUCAGUUGUACAUGUUUGAGGUUGUAGGGGAGCAGUAAUGGAGGAAAACCCUGCAGGGAGAGAGAGUUAAUAUCUACUCCUCUCCUCUCUGGCCUGACAGCAAAAGGGGUUUCAUGCUGAGGCUGAGCCUUUGUCUGAUCCUCCGAGGGGAAACGGGAACAUGAGAGCAGAGCUGAGAGGGUCACAGCUGACUGAAAACACCUACAAAGACCAGAAGCUGUGAUUUGUUUGGAUGCCGCCUACGGCCCGGUUAUUAAACUCGUCUUUAUUAAGAGAUUCCUCCAGGACAGAGAGGGAGAGCGCAGCAACGUGACCAGAUAUCACUGCAACAUGGCGCUGAAUAACAGAUGUUUUGGGAGGGAAAAUUAAAGUCAGAUGCUGCCUAUUAUUAUUCAAAAAAUGAAGUAUUGUUUUUUAUCUUUAAGUUUGCUGUGAUGGCAGAUUCCCUCAGGACAUGCCCCCUCAGUCAGACCAACAUGAGAACAUCAGCAAGAGAGACCUUUUUAUUGUCAGUAGCUCAAGCUGCAGCUCUUCCCUUUCUACCACAGUUCAUGCUCUCAGGCUGCCAAAUCAGUUUCUUCUUUUAUAAACAUUCUAGAAAUACAUUUUAUUUUUCACUUUAUGCCCUUCAGAGGACACAUGACAUCAUGAAGAGGCUGUGAGCUGAGCUGCAGUCAGUGUAUUUCAUUGUGCAAAGCUUGUUUUUAGACAGGGAUUCCAUAUUUAUCAGGAGUCGUUUCUUUUAGAUGGAGUAAAAUAGAUGAACAAAAUCUUGGGUGGUGUCAAUCUGAAGGGAGUGGAAAGCGUUGGGAGUAGAGCUGCUGCGUCUUCACAUCGGAGGAGUUAGUUGAGGUAGUUCAGGUAUUUGAUAAAGAUGCCGUCUGGACAGCUAGAUAUAGGGAUUGCAUAUCCCACCUGGUCUGGAAACGCCUUGUGGUUCUGGAUAGUGUUGCUCCGUAGGGGGAGGUUUGGGUCAACUUGCUUUGACUGCUGACCCCAUGACCUGGCCUCGGAUAGGCAGGAGAAAAAGGAUUGAUGUGUUAUUUGAUUAUUUUACUUUGUGUACCUUGUUAUUUCAAAACUCUCACAAUGGAUGCAUUAGCAUAUGCAUGUGUGUGUCACUUUAUUUCCAGACCCUCUGCAGCAAACCUCAUUUUGCAGAGAAGCAAAGUUUAGUGGAAUGAUUUCACUCACUUCAUGCGUUUUGCAGCUGUGGUCUGUUUUUAGUUUGACUUAACAAGUUUCUGAUGGCAGCAGUUGUAAGCUUUUGUUUGCAAACAUGAAACUCUAACGUAAUCCUGAUUUAUCCUCGAAUAAAUGUGUAGUCUGGGCUUAAUUUUCCGUUCUCAGAAAGUGGUCAAACUUGAUGCUGAAAAUAGCCAGCCCACAUAGAAGUUUAUCUGUUCUUAGCCCCUCUUGCCCUGCCUACAUGUGUAUCAUAUAAUUCCUCUCCAUGUGAGCCUGCUGUUGCAGGGUCAGAGUGGGAAAAACUGUCUCAUAUAGAAUCCAGAUUAUACCAGCCGGCUCGAUCAGCCCACACCCAGAACAGCGCAGCACAAUACUUUUAUUAUCCUCUCCCUCAGGCCGCUCUGUUGUCAGAUGGACAAUCAGUGUUUUGUUGGUCAGUUCCUACCAUCCGACCCGCAGAACCAGCCGACUAUUUAUUCCUGAAGUUACCAUUUGUUUGGUAGAGAUGUGGCCCAGAGGCAUGUGAUCACUUAAUUCUGCUGAAUGGAGGCAGGAAAUUAAUUCUCCCACAGAUACAGUACUUUGUUGACAAGUGAUAGUCAGCUCAGUUAUAGGUGGAAUCAUAAGAUUUAAACAUUUCUGCCUCAUCUUGUUUGAAAUGGAGAACAGUAUGUCCAUAUGCACCAGGACACUUUUGUUUAAUGUGUUGAAGACCACAUGAAUCAUCUCCAUCAUGUGCUAAACACCCAUGUUAGAGCAUAAUCUUUGACAGAGUGUAUGGCAGAGUGAAAUGGGAUUAUUUUGUAACAUAUGAUGGCCUUGGUGGUGACAUUUUUAAGCAGUUUCCUUUUUCUCUAUUUGCUGUUUAGGCGAUGUAUCUAGUCACCCUCAGAUUCAGACAGAUUCCCUUCUGACCUGAUUAAAGUCGGGCCAAACAGGAACAUUUGCUGAAUGAACGACAAAUAUGAACUUUGAACUAUCAGUAAAAAAACAGCUCUGUAGAGGUUUCUGUUAUUAACCAAGAUGAUUGCUGCUACCUUGGAGAGUUUUCAAUCUGCUUUCGCAUCCAAAACCACACUGAUAUAUUGAUCAGUAUCAUUGGCCAACAAUCAUUUAGCAUAAAUAAGUCAAUAUUGGUGCAUAUGUGCAGGAUGUAAUGGAAGGGGCUGCGAGCUGAGCUGCAGCUAAAGGAAAGGGCUUCUUUUUUAUUAGGAGUUGUGACUUUUAAAUCAAGACAGAUAUUCUUUUGCUAAUAUUUGUGGGUGGUGUCAAUAUAUCACAGCUGUGACAUCAGGAGGGGCUGUGAGCUGAGCUGCUGCUACUUUAUUUAUCGGUGCAAAGACUGUAGGUAGACUCAGACAGUAUUUAGUGUAACACAUAGAUUGUAUGGCAGAGAGUAUUGAAGGAAGUCUGAUAUUAUUGGUUGAUAUUUGCCCAAUUGAUGUUCAGGUUAAAAGUAUCAUAUGUAAAGCUUUUUAGUUAACAGGGGGUUUCAGGAGGGGGCUGUGGGCUGAGCUGUAGCAAACUUAUUUCUAACUGUGUAAAUGUUUUAUACAAGAGCUGAAUCACCUCUACCUUUCUCUAUUUCUACUAGGGGUGUUCCAACAAGGGUACCUCACGAUUUGAUCCGAUUUUGAUUAUGGGAGCGUUGAUUCUUUGAUUCGACGAUUAUAAUGAUUGUCAGUUCGUUUCAAUUAUUGGUGCCACGGUUCUUCGAUUAUUGACAUUUUUAAUGCUUUUUUUCCAUACGAGAUUGAUUUUGUCUUCACCUGUGGCUACAUUUGUAGAUAAAUAGCCUUUCAAUUAACUCAGUUCCUCUGAAACUACUCUCAAUAAGUAAAUAACGUUUUUUGAACUAAGUAACUGAAGUAACUUAAACUUAUUUUUGCCUUGCAAAUCUUGCAAAUCGUGCAGGUCUUGUCAGACGUCUUGUUUGCUCUCUCAUAAAACCCAAAGUACUUCCACACAGUUAGAGUCAACCUCGGUGUCGAGAGAAUCGGCCGCUCUUUGGAGGCUGCUGAAGCUGUUGCCAUUUUGCAAAGAAACUAACGUGCUCCGAUUGUUGUGGUCCCACCCACUAAACAGUCUGGGCGGCGUGCGCAUUAAGGUUCCAGUUAAGGGUUUUUUUUUUUUGUUCCGGCCUUGCAGGAAAUCACAGAUGUGACCAAUUUAUUCAUUUUUUUUUUUUAAGCGUCAACGUUAAUUAUUUGAUGCUGAAUCAUCAUAUUUUGAGUGUCUUCUGGAAAAGUGAUAAAAAGUUUUACAGCGCACACACGAAGUUCUUGUUUGCUGAUGUAAGAAGUCAAAACUUUGAAAAGCCGGAUUUGAUAAAACUGUAUGAACAGCUGCAUGUGUGAGAUGUGAUAUGAUUGAAGGCAGGGGACUGUAAAUAUUCACUCAGAACUAAAGCAUGGACAGUAUGUGUUUGGGUGACACUGAGGUUGACCCACUUUUGUUGCUGUAGUGCUGCAGGUGUUGGACUUUCCUCUGACAGUGCGAGGAAUGUUUUGGCUGUCAGUCCGAGGGAAUUCCUCGCGUGUCUGUGUUCAUAGCGAAGCUUUGAAGUGAGCCGCUCGGACAUGAAGAUGGUCGGCCUCGUGUCUCUGUGACCCUCUGACUGCUCAGUGAUUGUUUUACAGUCAGCAGCUGGGGCAAAUAUGGAGAGACGUCUGCCUUCCUAUAUCCUCUGUUAAAGGAAAAACUGUCCCGUUACUGUUGCAUCUUCAAAAACAAACAAUUAACAUGCCUUACAUUCCCAAUUUAUGUCCAUGAUGGUAAAAUAACAGACGCAAAGAUGAAAUAAAGGGCAUCAGUGGUUUACGUUGCACAUGUGCACCCUAUAAAAAAUAUGAAAAUAUAAGAAGCAAUAAUAAUUCAGUUUCACAUAGAUAUCUCUAUUGUUAUAUGCUUCAGUUAUUUGUAGCUAUCAGUGAAUCAUUUUCUCUUUUUGGAAACAUUGAAAUUUUAUUUUUGUGAUAUUUGAACUUUAUCUUCUAACAAGUUAUUUUUUUCUCUUCUACUUUUAGAUGUAAUAUUAGGACUCAAUUCUUAAAAUCCUAGUUUUUUUUUGUUUUUUAUUAUUUUUAUUUUAAUUGUGGCCCUAAACUAAAAUGUUGGCCCACAAAGCCCUUUGAAAGACCAGACAUAAUUCUUCAAUUAAAAAGCAAACAAGCUGCAAGUUAGAAGCGCUGUAAUUGUGCCAAAGUCCAAAACAAAAGCAAUGAUGGAAACAAAGAAACAUGAGAUGUACAGUGAAGGCCAGCAAACAUAGAAAACAAAUGCAAUUCAGACAUAAAAACUGGGCUCUACAGUGGGUCUGUAGGAGGUUCUUAAUGAAAUAUUCAGUCAUUAUUGACUAGAGAGCUUAUAAGAAUGCGGAACGAUAGACUUUACCACAGCAGUGUGUGGGUCAGAGACUGUAUAGUAACUGGACGUAGCUUUGGUAACAUAAACCAUUGAUUGGUAAGGCAGAACUUUGGAGUGUAUCGACUGUGGUUGCCGGAUUGGAAAUGUUGACUCAACUUAACUUUUAGUUGGUGGGCCUUGAGCCCCCUCACAGAUAGCCACAGUGUGCCCCUUAUCAGCCAAGUAAGCCGUGCAUCUGAUUCAUCAAUAUUGUAACCUCAACAUCUUCGAAACUAACAUUUAAAAAACAAAAAAACUGACUCUUCAUACAGUGGCGGCCCCUGAACAUUUUAGACCUUUACUUUUUUUAGACCAGGAUAUAAACAUAUAUUAUUUCAGAUAUUCAGAAACAGAUAUUUAUUCAGCCUUCGACAUGGACUUUUUUGACAAAGCGUGUACGUGGUUUCUGGUGCUCUUGCAGUGAGCCUCAAGUGGACACUCAGGGAACUGCAGUUUCUAGCAAUUCACCAUCAGCUUCAUUUCUCAAGACCAGAGGUUGCUACAUGGUGUGGUCCCACUGUCUACUUUGUAUAAACAUGAAUUUAUAACACGCACAAGCAUCCCAUGUAACUUUAACCGUGGAAGUGUUUGUAAUGAACAGGCAUGUGUGCUUAAGUUAGCGCUUUUAGCUGUCUGGCAGUUGUCAGGCAGUUUAACUGAGGAAAAAACACAGGGCGCCCCCUACAGUCCUCAUCAUAUCUUGAUCUGCAUCAUUUUUCUUUUUCUUUUUCUGUCUACCCUCCCCCACAAACACACACACGAUUGCAUCAUUUAUGUAUUUAUUUAAAAAUCCAAACACUAGCCAGGCUUUCAUAAAGUAGUAAUUAUCUUAUAUAAAGAUAAGUGAUGUCUAAUUAUGACGGCAUGUGCGGACUUAAUUCUGAUGCUGAUCUCUUAAACUAAAAACACUCUCCUCAGAGUGAUGGUCCCCAGCUGUGUUUAAAAUCUGUGUCUCAUGUCUCUCUGUAUGUUCCAAUCGUGUGCUGAACUGCCGACCUUGAUUCUGCAGAUUUACUGUUUCUGCUGUAUCUGUGAACUUUUGCACCCACUCUGCCGCUGAACUCCAUCUGCACGUGUGUGUGUGUGUGUGUUUUCGUGUGCAUGUCUUAAAGUGAAAGUGUGUGUGGUCCUCUGCUGUGUGAGAUAUUAAACAGUCUUCCUCCUCCUCCUCCUCCUCCUCCUCCUUUCUCUCAGGACUCUGGGGGAAGCCUGGGCCCAGCUGAAGAAGAGUCUGGCAGACGAAGCAGAGGUUCAUUUAAAGUUCUCCUCAAAGGUAAUCCAUCACACCUCUCUCCUCCUCUGAUCAUAUGCUUCCCUUUCGACGGCUGUACAUGUAUUUUCUUUAUGCGUGUGAGUCAAGGUUAAACACGACACGUAUUUCCUUUAUGCCUUAUUCAAAGUUCUCUCAUGUGGAGGUGUUUUUGAAGAUCUGGUAUACUCUCCCCUGAACAGACAACUUUAGUUCCUUCUUUUGUUUUGUCUUCUUCUUGUCAUUUAUCAUCUUGUCAGUAAGCUUUUGCCCUAAAAAUGGAAACUCACACAGGCGGUUGUUGCAUAACUCUCUUCAAAAUGAUAACUAAGAUGGCCACAGCCUUUAGUCUUUAGCAGAAGAAAGCUAGCAGAUCUGUACAAAGUGCCAACAGGCUCUUAUAAGCACAUCUGUGAAGAGCUGUGUCAUUUUCCACCUGCUGUAGUCAUCAGUCAUCCAUACCUAAAUUGUCCAAUUGAAGGUGCAUCCACAUUAGCACCUGUGGGUGUGUUGUACUUAAAAAUGAGGUGUGGUUGGUCUCAAAGGUGAGGCAAGUACCUACACCUUAGACCAACAAAAACUGGGUCUAUUUUCUCUUGGAGUGGUACUCCUCUGGUAUUCAGAGGGCACAUUAGUGAGACAAUAAAAGGGCGCAUAAGAGUUAAUUCCUCUGCUUGUUACACACUAACAGCAGUGCUUCAUCCACUUCAUAGUGCAGGGAAAUUGAGGUUUUCAUUGGUGCAGGGGGCGAGUAUUUGUGUCCUUGUCUGUGUGCAUAAUUUUGGUUGAGGCGGAUCAAAGGAUGCCAGAAGAAGAGGACACUAUCAUCUCCAUCUCCUCAUGCACAGGCCAAAAACUCCAGACUGGCAGACUGACAUCGAGUUCUGCACACUCUCAUACGCAAACACAUGUUUACACACAGUUCAGGAUCUUCGUUUUCCAUCACCAUCAUAACCACAUAUAUUUACAGAUAUUAAUUAAAACUGGGCAACAGUCUUCUUUGAUUUAAAGCACACGGGACAUUAGUUAACUUUCGAUCUUGUUCCUUACUGUCAGUGCAUCUUGGGUUUUUUAAUAAUCAGUGAGGUUAUACUUCUGUACAUCAUGCAUGAUGUAUGCAUGUCAUUAAUUUGAAAUGCUUGUGGGUGUUAGUGCUGUUUUAGCAGAUAUCAAUUCAUGCAAAAACAUGACUUGUGUUUUCUGAGAGGAUUAAAAUCUGCUGUGUAAAUAGUAACAUCCCUAACUCUGAAGAGCACUGAGACACCCUGAGUAGUUUGACCCUGACUUAGCACCAGAUUGAUGUUUGGUGGUUAGUACUAUGGCUGGGAGCCUAUAUGUACUGUUGAUGAAGUUAGGUGUUGUUCUGAGCAUUAUUUGUGGCUAUAGAGUGGCGUUUUGGGUGAGGUUUGUGUAUGGUUCCUCAGACCGCUGUGUAUUGCUAUCGUGCGGUGGUUACUAAAGUUGGUAAAACUAGAGAAGCAAACAGUCGGCAACAUUCAUCUCAUGAGGGGAUUUCUAACUCGGUGUUACGGUGUGUUUGACCCUAACUUAAUUUUACACCGGAAUAUCCCUUUAACUGAUAGAACCUGAAUGGACAUGUCUAAGUUACUUAUGUCUGCCGUGGGCUUUAGACUGAGCAUUUAACAGGGGUAAGGGCUCAUGUGUUGACAUUGAAGACUGCAGCACAUAUAAAGUAUAUAAGACAGGAGUUAUUGGUCUACCCCUGGAUAGAUCAGUUAGUUAGUUUGUGCUCAUGUGUGACUGAUGAGCACAGAACUUGACACGUGUCAUGUACAGUAUGGAGUGAUUUGGAGUUUCCAUCUGAUGAAUACUGAGCUCAUUAACACAGAGAGAGUUUUUUGGACAGUGUGUGACUCGAUACUGACUUUAGGUUCUGCAGACCAUGUGACUCAUGAGGCAGACAGACUGUCUUCAGAUGUGGUCACACACAGUUAAAGGUUUCCUGAUGGCUCUGUGGGCUGGAGCGCACCCAUAUGACACACUCAUCAUAUGUCAUCAUAUACCAACACCCUCUCUGACACUGCAGUUGUGAUUUCAUGCAAAUGGGGAAAAAAAAGAGCUGAAUUGAAAAUAUGAGCUCAGUUUCUCACCUGGAUGGAGGGGAAGGGAUUUUAAUUGCAGCUUGUGAAGUUGUGGACUUGUGUGUCCUGGGAGUUAGAAGGGAGAGGACAUACAGAGGACAGAGUCUAAGCUGGACUAAUGGAGGAAAUGGAGGCUGUGGUGGGAUCCUGCAGAAUUGUACUGAUGCCAGUGUAACCAAUGUAGUUAAUACCUAAUCUAGGAAAUGGUGGCUGAAGUACCAGGAAAAACCAGAUGAGAAGUUUUCACCAGUUUGGUAUUUACUGUAGUGCCCUGAACUUUUUGGUACCUCACAGUGUGACUACAUUAUCGUCAGGACAGGGAGAUAAUUAUAUGAACACUAUACCAUAAGUAUGAAGAACAUGCUACAUGAUAAGCGACUUUUUCUGAUGGGUUUGGUAUUGUAAAAACUUGAUCAAACUGUGUACUUAGUUAUACAGUAUGUUACAUCCACAUACAUGUUGUAACUACACAGAUUUAAGUAUCUUGAACUAAAGGUGGUACUUCCUAACCUGUGAAGGACUGAGUUUUCUCAAAGUUGUUUCAUGGCUGUAAAAACUUUUUGGGAUUCAGAAACUAAGAAACAGGAACUUACCUGCUACAGUCAUCAAACUCAAGAGGCAAUUCAAGAAGAUUCUUAUACAACCCUGAAAACUUUAAAAAGAGAGAUUCAUCCCUCCAGAUAUGACUUACUUUGUUCCAUCCCCUAUCUGUUUCUGGUGCGUCUCCAUUUCACUGUAAACAGUAUGUUACACAAAGGUUUAACUCUGGCUAAUUCUUCAGUAUGAAGUACUCAUGUGAAAAGUGGUCUUUAAAUUGUGAUUAUAAUAUUUUUAGCUAAAAUCACAUUACCUGUGUAAUUUUCAAGAACUUUUCUUCUGCAGAUCUCCAUCAGCUCAUUAGCAGUUCGCCUCUAAGUCAUGGGUGGAGACAGCGCUGCUCUGCACACUCCUCUUCAUGCUAGCUUGCAGCCUAACAUUGCUGGUGUAGUAGAAGAAGGAAUGAUGAAAGCUAAUAUCAUAAUUAGCUUUCUUAUUAGCAAUGCAAUCCGCUAACGCACACACUUGUUCUGUGAUCGUCACGGGGCACUGGGGGCGGAGCUUGGAUUUGUGAUGUAGGAAAUCUCACUGUAUCUGAACCUGCUGUUUGGGUCUGCCAGAGAUUCACAGCGAUUUGAAUGCAGAAAUACUCAGUUUUUCGCACUUAUUUUUUCUCAUGAUAUGUCCUGUAGCAUCAGAGAAAUGCCGUAUGAACAUGUAGACGACAAGAAAAACAUGAUUUUUAUCGGAGUGGGUCUUUAAGACAAUCAGAUCAUGGAUCCAACCUCCAUUCAAACAAAAGUUUUAAAGUUGUUUUCUUCUCUUGACUUUUACCAUUCAAAAUCAAAAACAGAAGUGAGGUCUCUCUAUAACUUCCUGCUUACUGUGAAACUUGGUGUCAACAAUGAGCUGGCGUGCCUUUGAAGGAUGUACAGACCUAAUGAAAGACGGUGAAUAAUAUGCAGGUAUAUCUGAAGGGGUGACUUUCUCUUCUCUUUUGGUCUGAGACCUUUGCGGCUCUCAAAUUACUAACUGGAUCGGACACAAAGAAGCUCAUAGAAAAUAAAAUCUUACAGAAGACUCAAGAUUAAAAAGGAAUAGUGUCUUAUCACAUAGUCAAAGCAGUACGUUGUCUCACUCGGCUUUGUUUUCCUUUGAGAAAUAUCCCAAAUGUGUGGAGGAAAGUGUAGUAAAGAUGAUAUCUUCUGUUCUGGUUGUUGUUUGGAUCUUAAAUUGAAACCGUUUCUCCCGUAAAGUGGCUCAGGCCGAGGGGAUGAUGACAUCAUGUUGAAAACAGCUGCAGGAAAUGGAGCUAAUUAUGGUUUUGGGAUAAUUAAAUCAGAUAUGAAGAGAGGGGAUUGAAGUGAUUUCCUGUUUUGAUUGAUAACAUUAUGAUUGCUAAAGUGCAUAAAGUUGGAUUUAUUACCUCAGUCACCACUUUAUAUGCAUGUAUGAGGAUGUGACAUGGGAACAAACAUGAUACGUUUUAUUCCUCCCCUGCCUGUGGGUGCUGAUCGUUGGUCGUUUUCUUGUUUCGAUCAGCUGCAGAGCGAAGUGGAGAAACCUUUCCUCACGUUCAGAGAGAACUUUAAGAAGGACAUGAAAAGGUUCGAUCACCACAUCGCCGACCUGAGGAAACAGUUGGUGGGACGUUAUGCAGCCGUGGAAAAGGUACGAAAACUACACAGUAAUGCAGACGAAAGCAGCACUGAAACUUUGCUUUUCACAAAUACAUGGAUAUAGAAAUAAAUCAAUCAAUAAAAUAACAUUAAUAAGACUUAAGAGUAAAUACUGGAUGUUUUUGAUUGGUUAGCUUAGCUGUCAAUCAUCCUGUUUUGGGAUUCAGUGCUCCAGGCUUCUUAUUUAAAAACUACAUAAAGCUUCAUUGAGGAUUUUUUUAGGUGACUUUAAAAUAAAAUUAAAAUAGUAUUGAUGUCUUUAUGUGUAAGCAGAAUAAAAAGAAUAUCAAUGACAAGACUGACAAUCUGGAUAUCAUCAUUUAUAAUACCUGAAACUGGUGCAAGGGGGUAGCUGAAAUAUUUAUACAAUUUCCACAAAAAAUAUUCACACUAAAUGAUUUAUUUGACUGUCAUAAAGUCUACAGGAUGAUAUUAUUGUAUUAAGACACCACAUAAGUGCUUGGAAGACAAGAUAAGUAAAGCUUGCUUUGUCCACAGGGGGCGCCAAAGUCAACACAAACCAAAAGUUCCUCAUAGGGGCUUUAGAAAAAUGAUAUAAAUCAUAUUUUUUCAAACAUGUUUGGUGUAAAUUGUAUGAUACACAAAUGAAUAAAUAAAUUGAUGUCAAGUAUGCUGAAUUUUAGCAUUAUAAAACUGUAAAAUUAAAUAUUUAAAUGAUUGGCUCCUUAUUUCCACAUUUUAACUGGACGUCCAACGGUUUCAUACUAAUUUGGCUCCGACUGUGGAGUUAUUUCAACACUGCUCUGUCUGCUGAUUAAAACAGCAGACGUCUGUUUCUUGGAUUGUUUCCUGCUUUUUGUAAAGAAAUUGGCUGAACCCUGAAGUCAGCCACAAAUCUGUCUCAUAUCAUCUGUUGUCUGAGCAGAAAGCAGGACGUUUCUCUGAUAAAUGUAUCUGACGGACAGUCAAGCAUUUAGAGCAGGAGGGAGAGUAGGAUACUGGACAUGUCCAAAGUGUGCAGCUGUGAGGUCUUACAUGUCUCCGUCUCUCUGCACAUCAGGCUCGUAAAGCCCUGGCCGACAGGCAGAAAGAACUGGAGCUGAAGACGCAGCAGCUGGAGAUCAAACUCAGCAACAAGAUUGAAGAAGACAUCAAGAAGGCCCGCAGGAAAUCCACUCAAGCAGGUCAGAGCCGGGGGUCAGGGGUCAAACUGUGGGGUUACAGUGGUCACAGUCUCACCCAGGUGUGUGGGUUUUAAAGAGGAAUGAUGGUAUUUAUGUACCUGGACGCUCUGUCGGCAGAUUGUAAACCCUGAAUACCACAGAGGAACAAAAGGAGAGGUUUCAGUGUAGAAACAGAGCAGACUACACAGACGAAAACAGAACAGAAACAGGAGUGAGUCAUCUACUGACACUCUUUUUCUCUGUGUUAAAUAGAGGUUAAGAUGAAUCCAAAUUUCUGCUAUUGUCUGUAAUGUUAAAAUGCCACAAUUAUGUUAUAACAACAAACUUUGAAUCAAGGCAGCAGCCGAUCAGCAGCUCCUGGGCUCUGGGAAUGACUCUUUUUGUUACAAGGAUUUAGAAGUCAUAUUUAACUGCAGCCAGCUUUGACUCCAUUUCUAGAAAAUGUCUCUAUCCUGUUUGGCAGACGAUAAAUGAACCCACUUUGGUGUGAGGUUAUCUUUACAUGCUCUAGUACAGUUUCUCUGCUCAUGAGUGAAACUUUGCAGCUUGUCAGGAGAGAAAACUACAGAAAGAGACUGAGCGUGGGAUUGUUUCUCCCGUGUUCACUGGUCUUCUGCAAGUGAAACUCUGACCUUCUCGCUCACCAGUAGUUUUUCACUCUUGUCAGUUAGUGGGCGGGCAGAGUCCCAGUGCUUUCACUUGAUUAUGAACCUUAGUUCCCUUAAAUGACAAGAGGAGAGAGCUGGAGAAGCAACUUAGAAUAAAGGUUCUGCAUUACAUUUUGUUCUUCAAUUAAUAGAAAUGAUAAGUUAAGCAAAGACAGAAAUAGUCAACUUUGGUGCUUGUGUUGUAUCCUUACUCGCUGCUUCUUAUUGUAAUCACUGUGGAUUACUUUUUUUUUUACAAAUUUUUUACAGUCACUUAUUUAUUGAUAAGAUGGAGGUGUGCUGGCUUGUAUACAGUGAUAAAUCCCUGUCCAGUUUGUUGUAAGAAGAAGCGAAAAGAUGUUCCAGCUGCUUUUACAACCACAAAGAAGGAAGUGAAAGUUAUUCCAGCUCUUUCUGUUGCGAUGAGAGGCAAGGUAAACAAGCUCUAGUCUGCAGCUGUAGUUCUUAGAAGUGAAGUCAUGCAGGUUUUCAUAAGUAUUAGGUUAUAUUUUUAAGUGUAUAAUAUGAACAGAUUUACAUACACAAGAUUGUUCUGUUUGUUUAAGCAUCAGGCAUCAUUUUAAGCAUGCCGUUAUUAAGAAAUAAGUCAUUUUUACACUGUUUAACAGUUGUUCUGCAAGUUUAAUAUUCAGAUUAGAAAUACAGACAUAGUUUCACCUUGGUUUAUCAGAAAUGAUAGAAGAUACUGUAUCAUGACAUAUCAGAUAAGAUCAGAUCAUAAUGUGUGUGGCUGAUCAUAUUCAGGGUACUUAAGUGACUGUGCCCUCACAGACUGACAGACAAAACAGAAAAGUUUUAAAAACAGGAGAGCUGUUGAACUCCAGGAGAAUAAACUCCUAACUGCGCGUGUCCAGCCAAAACAUACUCUAUAGCAUGCUCUGUACUCACUUACUGGCUUGGCAUGUGCACUACAUCAUUUUCAGUGGUUUCGUUUUGAGAGAUGAUAGAAAAACUUUUUUUAAAGUAAAGUUUGGUGAAGUUGUCACUGAAUUAAAAAUCGAAAUCGAAAAUCAAGUUUUCAGAGAAAAAAAUCAUGAUUUUAUUUUUGGACAAAAUCGAGCAGCCCUAGUUUGAAGGUUCAAGAUUGUGCACACAGAUAUUAUUCCUGUAUCGACUGUUUAAAACUUCCCUGUUUCCCUGCAUUUGUUUGCACUUGCACAAAAUGUUCCUUCAGAUUGUUUUUGUUCAGAUUAACAGAGGUUUGUGAAAACAGAAAAUGUAUGAGAGUAUUUGCAUUGAUAAAAUCAUCUACAUGGGAAAAUGGCAAAUUUCAUUUUCUGGCAGGAAAGAUAAAAAUGUUUGUCAGUGGAGGGCGAUGGAAUAACUACUUUUAGUUAAAAGAUCGUCUUCCUCUUUGCCAAAAUGGUCAGUCUCAGAAAGGAUCUUUUCUUUAUUCUUUACUUGUCUGACAGAAACUGGAACAGCCUUAUUCACUGCUGCAGUCUAAAGAAAUGUACUGGAGCAGUUCCAAAACUUUUUGCACCUUUUAGUCACUUGGACCCCAAAUCUUUCACUGUCUGAUAGUCUGAUUCCUGUGAACAGAGAUUUUCUGAGCAGGAUCAGAGAUGUUAGACUCUCCUCAGUCCUGAAUGCAGAACUCUCACUGCUCUCACUCCACGGCUAACUCACUCCUGCAGUGUUACUUUCACCCUUCACUGGAGCUCACUCUUGAAAUCUGCAGUGACCCCCCUGACGCUGUGUUUGUCUUGAACAUGAGUCAUGAGCUUUAUCAGCACUUUGAGCCAGACUGAGAGGGUUUUUUUUUUAUUUUAAUAGAAGGAUGAGAGAGGACUGGACUGUGUUCACACCAGACUGACAGAGAGGCGUGGGCAGGGACUGACUCCAGAGUCUGUGGGGGAGACACAAGCACAUCCAAACACAUUAAAAAUCUGAUUUUAAUCCAACCCCAUAAAAUCUUUCUUAUCACUGAGGGAUUUAGGAUUGAUUGUUUUCAAUCUCUGCCUCCAAAAAUGUGAAAAAGUUGGUAAUCAAGACAAAACCAACCUCAUUAUUUAGUUUAUGAAACGGUGCUUCCUCUCCUUCACUGACAGAUUCAAGCAGAGGGACAUUUUCAGAUGUGAUUCUAUUGUUGGUCCUUUUACUGCUCGAUUCAGGGUCACUUUUCAUUCCUGUUCAGUUUUUUGUUCACACAAACUGCACCGAGUUUCCAGUGAAGUUGCACUGAUUUUACUGCACCAUUAGUUUUGGCCAUGCUGUGUCGUUCGUGAUUACUCUGCCAAGACUUGAGUCGUCUUGUUUAACAAUCAUGUUUAUAUCCAUGAUUCCUGCCAUCGUGGAGCAGCAGUGUGAUCCAUUCUGAUGAUUAUACAGCUUGAAAAAAUAGUUUUCCUGUCACUGAGUGAAAAAGUCAACAAAUUUCUUAUCGGAUAUUUUUUUUGCAGCGUUUAAAAAAUAACUUAUGUAAGUGAAAUUAUACAGGAAAUAAAAGAGGACCUAAAAUCAUCUCCGAGGCUAUAUUCACGCUGCAGACCUCAAACAUCAACUCGCAUCUGUUUUUCUAUCUUGAGCUGUUUUUUUUUAAUUAUUGCUUCUUAAAUGUUGUGUGUAUCAGAUUCCUGUGUGGUCCUGAGCUGACCUGCAGGUGCAAAACAACAACAACAACAACAACAAAGAUGUCACACAGAAACACACACUCAACAUGGCGUUGAUGGAAGUUAACAUGGCAGCCACUGUGUUAAGCAUGCUCUUUAAGUGUAAUUUGGACUUUAAAGUUGUGGGUUUACAAUUAUAGAGGCGGUGUGAUGCAUUUUACUGAGCCAGAGAGUCGCAAUUUUGUAGGAAUGAAGCCGACCGCAGAAACCAAACCAAAACAAACAAAGUCCGAUCACAAAGCUGCUGUCGAUUCUCAGCUGGUGGCAUUCCUCCAGACAUGAGCUUUUUAGUCACCUCCUCAUGGCAUCCAUAAAGGCACAGGCGGCCCUUUCUAAAUCAUCUGAAUCACACAUGUAAAAACUAUGCCAGUGUGAUUCUGCACACACAAAAUACUCUCAAGAAACAAAGGCUAUGAUUAUUUGUUUGUUCUCCACUUGAAAGGUUGCCAUGGUGCCAUCAGAGCAAGUGUGCACGAUGGAGAGCUUGGUGUCAAUCUCAGGCCCAUAAAAGUCUGGAGGUUUUGUAUGUGUUGUAGAGACAGAGGUGAGGGUGUCCUCAUCUUGUGGCCUCUUACUGAACCUCCUUAAGCCCCCAAAGUAAGGCAAAUUGAAGUAAAUGAACUUUUGAGAACUUCGGCUAUGGCUGCACGAUUUCGGUCAAAAAUAAAAUCCAGAUUUUUCUGAAUUCUUGAUAUUUUAUUCAGUGACAACUUCUCCAAACCUGACUUGGAAAAAAUAAGUUUUUCUAUCAUCUCUCAAAAUGAAACCACUGAAAACGAUGUAGUGCAUGUGCCAAGCCAGUAAGUGGCGCUGUAACGCUGCACAGGAAAUGCACUAAAGACAGAAGAAGAGUACGGAGCAUGUGUAUAAAUGUUGUUUUGGCCGGACACCUGCAGAUGCAAUAAAAGAGUUACGCUGUGUAUCACAUAAUCAUUUAUAGAGAUAUGCAGAUAGGCAUCCACACAAAGAGUAAAUGGUAGUCGUUUACAGAUUUAUGCACCCAUUUUCAAAAAGUACCGCUUACAGUCACCCGAAACGCUGUUUCUGCAUAAAUAAAACGCCAAUAAAACAAAAAACUUUUGCGUUUACUCCCGAAUUCGUUUCUGUGUGUACGGGUUGAUACCGCCUUCAGACAGACUUUGAAAUGGGGAGUGGUUUGCUCUUCAUCUGAAACUGUGAAGCCGUACCAAUUCCACAUGACUCUCUCUUGCUCCUUUUAGCCUUGAAAUUAUCACCUCCUUUUGUAAACGCCAUGUUUGUUUUUCUAACAUUAUCAUAAUUAACUAAUCCAAUUACGAUUUAAAAUCGAUUAAUCGCGCAGCCCUAACUUUGACCCUUGAUCAUCCCAUAUAUGCCCUGUGAUUGUGACCCUCAGCCUGCCCCGUAGUUAAGGAAGUCAGGCAGCAGAAACCUUGUUGAUGGCGAGCUUGAUCAAACCUCUUAGAUCAGAAAUGGAUGAAGAAACAGAAACUCACCCUCAAUGCUCUGCUGUUGUGUGUGUGUGUGUGUGUGAAGUGGAGCUGCAGUGUUGACAGCAGCAGGUUCAGCUCGUAACAGUUUUAAUUAAAGUUGACCUGCAGAGAGAAAAAAUAACAGUAAACAGGUGUAAACUCUCCACCUGAGUGUGAUGCUAUCACUCAACCAGGCUACACACACACACACACACACACAUACACACACACACACACAUAAACAGUCAUCCCUCCUCCGUGCUGCUUAUGCAACCAGGCAGAGAGAAACAGCAGCAGUUGUUGACAGUGUGUGUCUGAGUGAUGAAGACUACAGUGUGAGGAAGAGGAGGGGAGACCGAUGACAGAACAAACAAAGCGAAGCAUCCAUCUGCUUAUAACACAGACUCAUCAUGACUCACACACAGAUUUGAUGCCUCAGUACAGCAGAGUUUGUCCAUUUCUUAAACCAUCUCCCUGAGGUCAUCAUCAGCCUUUCAUAGAGCUCAAUGUGUUCAAAUGUGGUACCAAGGAAAACAAAAUUUAAAUAUUGGUGAUAAACAUGAAAAUGAGAAACCAACACAGAGCUAAAUAUCUUUUUAAACAUUGCUGCAACAACAAACAGAACAACCUCUGGUCUUAAAUGUGUCUUAAAAAAUGAAGAAAGAGAGAGGAGAGACUAGAUCACCAAGAGAGCAUUGUUUUCUCUUUGUGGAUCAGCCAAUCACAGCUUUUGAAAGAAUGUGUCGACCACGCCCCCUUCACUGAGAUUCAAAACUGCUCUGAGACCUCUACUCACUCCUUGCUCAAAGGUUUUUCUUUUUCUUUUCUUUUUAUCAAAGUUUGGAGCUCGCUGAGAUGAUUCUCAAAAUGUUUCUGAGUAUGCACCAUGGAGCUUGUGUAAAAAAAAAAGAAAAAAGUAAGAGCGCAGUUUAAUAUUUUACUCAAAAAUAGCCAAAAUGACCCAAAGAGUGCCAACAAGAGGAUGGUAGAAACCACCCAGAGGAAAAUACUUAAGUUUUAGAGUCCCAACUAAAGGCGCUGAUGAUUCCUCGAUUAAUCUUACCUGCAAAGACACCUCUAUCCUUACCCAGCUGGGGCUCUGCGCAUGUCCGUAUUUUAACACAAGACUUCAACAAUAAUAUUUGUCUAAAGUGCAGGAGCUGGAACACGCCAAUCAUUAUCAUCACCAUUUCCUCUCUGAUUGACUCUCACUCAUGAGGAGUUUGUUUUCCUAAAUGAACAGAGAGAUAUGAUCUUCCUUUUAUCACUCAUGAUGGUAUCAUAAUAAAAUCUGUCACCAGUCAGAUUGUCUGCUCUGUCUGAGAUAAUCCUGUUAGCAGUGAAAUGGGGAACAGACACAUCCGAUAGUGCUGCAAGAGCACCACCUAGUGGACAGACUCUGCACUGUACUUGUUUAAAGAACAGUAGUUGAACUGAGUUUUUAUCAGGUCUGUUGGAGCGUUCGUUGUGUCCUCAUGUUUUAUCUCUUGAGUCAUCCCUCUGUGUUUUCUCUCAAACAGGAGACGAUCUGAUGCGCUGUGUGGACCUCUAUAAUCAGUCUCAGUCCAAAUGGUUCGAGGAGAUGGUCACCACCAGCCUGGUAAGAAUUCGCCGUCAUUAAUGAAUGCGGAGAAAUGCCCCCUGUGUUAGAAUGUUUAUUUCUGCAUGUAUUUGAGACACUGUGCAUGACAGGGAGUUUGGUGAGUGUCUCAGUCUGGUGCUUUUAAGCUGUGCAUGACUGAAGUGAAGGAGACUGGUGAGGAAGUGGUGUUUUUGUCACACGGCAUCCAUAGAUCAUCCUCAUACCAGGAGCAGUAUGACGAUAUGAGGAAACAAUACUAGCCAAGCCCUCUGUCUCAACAAAAACUCUAUUCACAUGGUGGGCCUAGUUUAAAGUAUGUUUGUCCGUAUGAGUCAUAAGUGUGGAGUGUGAUAAAUAGUGAUAUUGUGUGUAAACAGUCUGAGAAUCACUGUCCACUCUGGUCCUCAGGAGCUGGAGCGGCUGGAGGUGGAGCGAGUGGAGAUGAUCAGACAGCAUCUGUGUCAGUACACCACCCUGAGACACGAGACCGACAUGUUCAACCAAAGUGUGAGUACCAGUUAAGCUCCGAACCAAACUCACUGUAACUGAAGGGGAGGACAGAGGAGAAGACCUGAGUUACACAGACAGUAUAAAUGGUUAAUCUUAACAGUUAUUUUUCUCAUUAAAGGGAUAUUCUGGUGAAAAUUUAAGUUAGGGUCAAACACACCGUAACACCGAGUAAGACACCCGCUCGAGAGAUGAAUGUUGCAGACUGCUUGCUUCUUGUGUUAUACCAACUUCAGCAAUGACCGCACGUUAGCAAUACACAGCAGUCUAUGUCUUCACAUGCAAACCUCAACCAAAAAGCCUCUCUAUAGCCAGAAAUAAUGCUCAGAACAGUACCUAACUUCAUCAACAGUACAUAUAGGGUCCCAGCCAUAGAUCAAGCCACCAAACAUCUUUUUAACUUUGCCUGAUUCUUUAGCAAAGAGACUAAACACAACUCACCCUCUCUCCUUUAGCCGCCACUUAUUUGUGGGGGAGCCCUGACGAGUCGAUCACUGAGUGCAGCAGAUCAUUUCCAUGAAGUAAUAAUCAUCGUAAUGAUCAUUUUAGUUUUUCUGCGGUAGUGCCUCUGUCUGAUUGCAUUUCCAUGAAGUAAUGAUCAUAAAUGUUCUUCCUUGAGCUGCGAAACUCUGCUGCAGUCGGAAAUUCAAGUGCAGCAGUUUGUGUGUGGAGAUGUAGACCGCUGUGUAUUGCUAUCGUGCGGUUGUUGCUAAAGUUGGUAUAUCUAGGGAAGCAAGCAGUCAGCAACAUUCAUCUCUCGAGGGGGGUCUAACUCUGUGUUACGGUGUGUUUGACCAUAACUUCAAUGUACGCUGGAACAACAACAAAAAAAAGUACAUUUUCUGAUGUAUUUGUGGCACACAAAGUGAAAUAUUUUAAAAGAUUUUAAGUCCAUUUUUGUUUUAAUGUGAUGAUUUUGGCUUACAAUUCAUGAUAGGUAUCCAAAAUGAUCAGAGUAUUUCCUGAAAUCAAUCAUAAAAAGGGUUUUAAAAACAGUCGCCCCCUGCUGGACAGAAGAAAAAGAAGAAAAAGUUCCCUCAAGCAUUGGCUUCACUUUUUAAGUCAAGAAGCAAUAGUCUUCAUCAAUCCCAUAACUUCUAAACUUAAACCAGCAGAGGGAGCUAAAGAGAAACAUCACUGUUAAACUAUGACCUGCUGUUCUCUCCUUGUCCAGACGAUGGAGCCGGUGGACCAGCUCCUGCAGUGUGUGGACCCUGUUAAAGACAGAGAGCUGUGGGUAAAGGAGAAUAAGACUGGAGAGAUCAGACCGGUGGACAUCGAGAUCUGACCCCAGAUCUGCUGUUACGCUCUGACACACUGACCCAGAGGACGUGAAACCUGAGCUGGGAUCUUAGCCCCACCCCCCACUGACUCACCUGUGACUCCAAACAGACUAAAGGAGGAUCAGUCAGCGCUCACUGCAGCCUGGCGAGGACAAUGGCAGUUUUGGGGGGGGUAUUAUUAAAGAUGUCAGUUUUUCUGUUAUGCAAGCUGAUCCAGCGUAGGAGAAGAGGAGCUGUGUGUGUGAACUGUGAGCUGAAUGUGCAGGAAGCAGCGACAUUUAGCAGCUUUAUGUGAUGCAGCAGUGUGUUUGUGCUUUGGCUCUGUGAGGUCACUUAUAUGUGACUUAGGAACAAAAAAAAAAGUUUAACAGAUGCUGCUAAGCAAAAUGCAUUCUGACCUGAGAGUGUUAUAUUACUGUGUACCAGAAUUAAACUAAAGUAUUUUAAUACUAAUACGUUCAGGUAUUGACUGUUUGCUAAGCCCCGCCUCCUCAUGCACAGAUGCUUCUUCUGUUUAAUCUUAUGCAGCACAUUUUGAGAGCACUUGAUCUGAAGAGGAUCUCAUGCAGAUUUACCACCUCAAUGUGAAAGUAAAAUAGAAACAGCAGAUCUGAAACGUUGUACUGAAAUCAGUUUUUAAGCAUUCACUUGUCGAAGAAGGUCCACUUAGGCUGGGAAGCUCUGAGUCAUCCCAGGUCACCAUGUUUGAGGAUGUAUAUAGAGGGGCAUCAAACGGUAAUUUUUUAACUUAUCAGGAAAAAUAUUUAAGUGACAAAAACUAUCUUCAGUAAAGUCUCAAUGGCAUCAAUGUCUGAUAGUCAAUACAUCAAAAUGUAGUAUCAGUACAUGCAGGACUAGACUUCAGUUCAUGUUCGGUCUGUAGUAUCGAUCAAUCAGGUGUCUCCAGGCUUUAAUGAAAGCAGGACAAACAGACUGUAUGGAGAGCAGAAGCAGGUUGAACAUAAUCCACUGUAGUCUGAGUCAGGUGUUACCUGGAGUGAUGGAUCUGGCCUUCAUUGAGCUGGACUGAUUGUAAACUUUGUGAUUUAUAAUAUUAACCUGAACUUAAAAAUGAACAAAGAUUGUGAAAACAGCACAAGGAACAAAUAUUGUGCGGGUGAGUUUAUUGACACUGUAGAUGAGAUCUUGACCAUGCACCAUAGUACGUCUAACUGCACGUGUGCGGAGCAGUGCCAUUCGAAUAGUUAAAAGAUCAAACUCUCAGUGUCUGCUGACUUUUUAUGGUCAAAGUUUGUGAUAAAGACACAAAGAAGAAACAGCUUUAGUCGCAAAGAUCAUUGUGUUUUCCAGUAACUGAGCAAAUGUCCAAAUCCUUCACUGUGUCUGUGGAUAGAUACUCUCAAACUUAGGACUCAUUAAUUACAGAGAAAUCACAAGAAUAUCUACAAUGAGGCUGAGACCCCCCAGACACAGAUGGACAGACACUCCUCUGGAGGCUGUUACCAACAAAGAAAUGACUGUUUAUUUUGUAGGAAUAUCUCAGGGGAUUAAUUCUCCUCCUGUUUUUGAUGCCUCUCGAGUUGCUAAUUAGAUUGUUAGAAGUUCACAGUCACGCCAGAAGUAGAUAAACCCUCUAACUUUUUCUUUAUCAGCUGAUAUGGGUUGAAAUAGUAAUAAUCUACCUGUAUUUACAGGUUUGCAAACAUGGAGCACAGCAGGAUAACAAAGAUGAGCUUCCCACCCUAGGUAGGAUGUUGAAGAAAAAGGGCCACUGUUUGAAUAUUUGAGUUAUAUUGGAGAUUCAAAACAAUGGCGCCCAUAAAGAGGUCAUGAAUAAUGGCAGAAACACCUCUGUGUUGUCCUCCAUAAUACAGUAACAUCCUCAUGUUUGUUGCAUUCUGUUCAAGGCUUGAAAACAAAACCACGUGAGGAGUAUCCCUCUCAUCAGAUCCCAGUACAUGUACAUGCUUGAAGGUUUGGGGUUUAGCAGAUCGUCAGUUUCUCAGCACAGACAUCAUAAAUCUGGUCAUGCCUCCCUACCAAAAAAAAAAAAAAAUCACACAUUCAAAGCUCAAGAUCUCUCAUCUGUACCUGUUUGUCUGCAUUCCUAUCAAGACUUAUAAAUCAGCCGAUUGCACUUUAUACCCAAAUGAUUUUUAAUAAGUAUACUGUAAAUUUUUGUUGAUAUGAAAUCAUAAAGAGAAUUUAGCUGUAACACUUUUAUUACUAAUGAAAGUUGGGAUUGUUGUGUUUAAAUGUGUAAAUAUAUGCAAAGAGUGACCAAUAAAAGGAUCCAAAACACCCUAAAGAUGUACUCAAACAUUUUCAAACAUUUGGUUCUGAAGUUAUUUGAGACAAAAAAAAAAAAAAAAAAUCAGUGUUUUAUAUGUCGUGGUUGAAACAGACCCUUUUACUAUCCUGCAGAUUUGCAAACGUCAGUCUGUGUGAUUCAGUGUCGGUGCUGCAGCCUGCAGAAGCUAAAUGUUGUGCAAAAUACUCUACGAUCACCAUGUCCUGUUCAGUGUUACCGCUUAGUGUUACCUGACUGUUGAGAGAAGAGGAUCCAGUUAUUUUGUACAUUAACAGCAGAAAGUUGGCCUUCUUCUUUAAUAAAAUGAAAAUAUGCUAACAUGAUCGUUUCCCCUUUUUUAUUCUUCACUUUGUGUUUGACAUGAUGAGGAAAUUUCAAACAGAUUCCGACACCUAAAAAAUGUAAAAGUCGUUUAUUGCAAUAAUACAAAAAAAAAACAUUUUCACAUUCAACAUUAAAAUGCUUUGGUCAAAAAAUUAGAUUUAGUGGAAAUAAAGAUGUGGUUUAAAGUUUAGACAGAGACACACCUGGAUUCUUUUGGAAAGCUAAAGUAGAAACAUCAACGCUGUGCUUUUCAUAACAGACUGUCAAAUAACCCAUUUAUUGGCUGCACUUCGCUGCAUACUACACUUAACUAGGGAAGCCCUAAACAGACAUGCAUACUCAAUAUUUCCAUGAUAAUGAGUGCACCUGGGUGUUCUUGUGACAUUGCAACUUAUCUAGUUAGUUACUACAAAACAAGGAAUAUUUGCCACUUCAGCAUGUAACACAAGAAAGUUUAAACUGACCCUCUGCGUGGCAAUCUCCAGCGUUCACAAUGUGCAGUUUUUGUGCAGCCGUGUAGCUCUUUCUAAACCUGCUAUUGAAUUCGCACACAGCUAAUUGUUGAUACAGUACGGUUGUCAAGUCGCAUCAGCAAACUCAGCUUUUGUCUAAAAUGAGGCAGUUUUAAAGUCAAACCAGCGCUCCAGGAUUAUUUACCUCAUAGUGUGUCUUUAAAUGCAUGAUUAUGACCUGAUGAAGGAGAAGAGCUGUUAAAAAAAUGUCACAAUUGUGCGCUGUGGGUGCAAUGUUGGUUAAUAAAGCUGGUGCAAGAUUAUAGCCUCAUCUUCUAGGUAAGAAAAUGACGUGACAAACCACAUUAAAAUACCUAACUCUGCAUUUCAUUCUGGUAUACAGAUCUCACCUGAGUAUGGGACGCAACUCACUCUUUAAAUGAAAAAAAUAAUAACUCUAAGGAAAUAAUAAUUCUAUCUUUGUUUGUCCUUUAAUUUUGGUGAUACACGCUGAUUUUGGAAUGUCACUUGAGUGCAGGUGAAACCAAUAGACCUCUUUCACAGUACGCGGAAGUUAGCAUUCUGCUCACUUCCGGUGUUAGCGUGUGGUGGAGCCACUUAGCAUCACCCAUAGACGGCCAUUCUUUUUCACGAUAUUAACAAGCUCACGACUCGUUUUUUUGAAAGGUAAUGUAAUAUUUUAUGCUUUGUGCUGUUUUACUAACUCCUGUUCUUCAUAAUACUGUCCGGAUUUUGUACUUUACUUUUCGAGAAUUAUGUUUAAUAGGUCUGGAAAUUUUCUGAUGAUGGUAACCAUUGCUCUUCAGUAAUGAUCUGGAAACUAAAGAAUAAUUGUCAGCUCAAAACCUACCCAGUUUUGUGACUUUUUUAAUCUAUGCUACUCAGUUUUGAGAAUAUAACAGCAGAAAUAUGCUAGCCAAAUUGGUACAGCUAGCAGGUUGGCCAAAAACCAAGGGGUGGCAAAUCAGAGAGCUAUAUGGUAGCUGUUAGGUCCAUAUUUACUGUCAAAAUGUUUUUUUUUUUUAGCUGGCUUUACAAAGAUACAGAUGGGUUAGCUCAAAAGUCAGGUCGGUUAGCUGCUGUUGUUUCCAAAGUUUGAUAGAGAAAGACACGUUUCUUAAGGCAACUAAUGGCAGGUAGGCUGCUCUGGACAGUCUGUAUUUUAAAAAUCUAAAAAAAAUUUCCAAUCAAAGGUGGGGUUGGCAGGAUUCCGUUAAAGAAGCAUCUUUUUUGUGGUGUUUACACAAAAAAGCUUUUAAUAAAAGCAAAUAGCUAUUAGUUAUUGAUGAUGUUUGGGAAUAUCACGAUAUCGCUGUGUUUUGUUAUUUCUGUGUAGUCAACAUUUUAAAAUUUCAGAGUGGCCCGCUCUUUCUAAAUGUGAACAAAGCCAUUCUUUGCCUCCCCCAACCUGAUUGGUUGUGAGCCAGACGCUGCUCCCUCAUGUUGUGAGGCAUGCUCCAUACCCUUGAAUAACAUUCAUGAGCCCAAACAAAGUUAGUCUGCUACAAUAUCGGACAGUAGAAACCAACCUGAAAGUACCGAAAAUUGUCUGAAUCCUCCUUUGGUUAUGACUACCAACACAAGCAAGAAAACAAAGUAAAUACCGAAGACUCUGGCGGAGCAACAGGCGCUAAAAAGGAGGUAGACCACCUGGACAAGAGCUAAAAAGCCGGGUCAACAUCAGUGAACGCUUCGGGAUCUUACGGACCCUGUAACCUUUCUGCUGGACAGGUAAACUGCUUUAACAAAGUAAGUGUCUGUAACAGAAGUGUUUCUUGUCAAAAAGGACCUGCUGCAUGUUGUUAACUGUUUACCUCGGGUUCUGGAGUUGCACUUUAUCCUAGUUGUAGAAGUCCUCCAAGCAUUUUGUUUGCUGGUAGUGUGUUGGCAUCUACAGUAGCACCAAUGCUUUUUAUUUCACGUUGACUAGGCCCCAUUUGUCAUUAUCUGAAAUAUUUAUCUGCAUUAUAUCUGAAUUUAAUUGAAACGAUAUGAGCGAGCAGGAGCGUCUGUUUGUGGGCGGGGCUUGCUGGAGCAGAGAGGGAGGGGAGAGGAGGAGCUGAGGGGAAAACUGGUUGGGAGGGGUAGUGUUUACAUUCAAGAUUUCUCCUAAAAACUGUCAUCUUCUCAGAUCCUGCCUACCCCACCUUUAGUACCCACAAUACUUUCAUUCUCAUCAUCUAAUUUGCUUGCAUUAACUCAAGCUUUAUAUACUCUAUAUACUGUUGACUGAAUAACUGUGAGACUUAGAAAUGGCUUUAAAUAUUCUUCAACAAUCUGUGACGUCAGCUGAAGAUGACACUCUUUGGUUGCCACUUCAAAUGUGUCUUAAAAUACCAAUAAUGAGGAGUGAAGGCCUGUUAGUUUAAUGUCAUCAGAUUUCUUGUAGGUUUUUAAAUCACCUCUUUUCAGUUAUUGUCAUGAAGUGUUGCCAUUUAAUGAAAUUCAACAAACCUUCCAGUACAGUUUUCCAUACUUAAUAUUUUUACAUUCAGAUAUUACAUUAUAAAGACGACGUAAAAGUGUGUAAAAUUAAAGCUGGAGCGUGUUAUAGAAGCUGUGAUUAAAUGAUGUGUUCAGACCAAAAGGGAAGCUUUAUCAAAACAUUCAACCCAAGCAGAAAACUCUCGAACCUUUUGUCCCCAGAUGUUCCUGAAGUCCGAAACACACUGUUUCUCUUGCCUCAGUUUAUCAAGAAUGGAGCUCACAACUGUGCUACCAAACAAAACCCGCCCCCUAUUGGUGUGAACACAUCCUACAGGCCUUAACAGGAGGAAAGGAAGGAGUACAUUGUCCACUCAGUCAGCUGAAGCAGUCUGUUUAUGACCUGAAUGUGACGUGAAACUGCCAUUUCAGCCCCUUUGCGGUUUCAAACUUCGUACCAUGUUUCACUUCUUCCAGAUGAUGAUGCACUGCAGCACCUGGAGGGAGACAGAGCUGUCGGCUGGGUUUCUAAUCCACCAUGAGCUUCUUCAGGGAGUUGAGAUACGCAGGGAUAAGGGAGCUGACGGACUCCUCGUCAUCAUUGAGGAUCUUCUCUCCUCGGCCCUCUGAGCCUGCAGAGCUGGGGGACCUGACCAGGCUGGGAUAUGGAGUGCUGUAACCCUGGAGGAGAAGACAAUCAUACCAUAGAGUCUUUAUUAUUGCUGCAGCAUUAUUUGCGUUUGGCGUCAGGGGUUCACCCUUAUCACUGCUCACAGAUUUAUUUUACUUGAAAUCUGAGAAUUGAUGAGAAAGCUUAAAGGGAUAUUUGGCAUAAAUUUAAUUUAGGGUCAAACACACCGUAACACCGAGUCAGACACCCCCUCGAGAGAUGAAUACUGCAGACCGCUUGCUUCUCUAGUUAUACCAACUUAAGUAAUGGUGAAGAAAGAGCUGAGCCGUAAGGCAACAAACUUUUUGUGCUGCAUAUUUGUCAGUCAAAUGUAAAUGAAACAGUUAAGAAUCAGAUUUAUGUAAUAAUACCAAUAAACCUCAUGUGUUUAGAAUAAUUAAUGAAGAUUUAUGCAUUCAU
Molecule: messenger RNA, 85854 nt
Organism: Xyrichtys novacula (pearly razorfish)
Lineage: Eukaryota; Metazoa; Chordata; Actinopteri; Labriformes; Labridae
Source: the annotation of a GenBank genome assembly